AUGCCCCAGGCAGCAGCUCUCGUCAGUGGGAUCCAGAGGAUGGUUCUGUAUGAAACUAGAGCUGUAAGUCUGUCAUGAACUGCACUACAAAGAAUUAAGAAUAAGAAAACCUUUAUUAAUCCCCAAAGGGAAAUUUAAUUCAAAAUUCAAUAUAUUACUGUGUAACCCUGCCUUCAGAUCCAUUUGGUCGUAGCUUCAAGCAUUUGCAACAGAGUGAAUGAACAUUUCAUCUCCAUCAUGUGAAAAUGCUCUCUGUGUUUUUAUUUUUUUUUUUACACUUAUGCAGAUGAAGCCCAGGUUUUAGACAAGAGAAAGCCAACAGCAAAGGUCUUUAUCCUCAGCAGCAUCGUAUUCAAACAGAUCUAUUUUGCUCCAGUUUGUGAUGACAUAAAUGUGCACAAACUAGGAUGUGCACAACACAACCGUUGUCUGUAAUGUUGGUGCCUUCAUAAUGACAGUGGAGCACAAAUAUUAUAAAUUACAAACAGUACUCCGAAAAAAAAAACGUCGUGCGAAUCUGCUUCAUGUUGACUAUAUUUUCAUUCGAGAACUGCUUGAUUUUGCUGCCUUUUAAGCAAUAGAUUUCCUUAUUGCACUGAUUAAAACACAGAUAAUUUACUAUUUCAAGUGACAAGAUAAAGUCAUUUACGUAAGUUAGGAGAAGAAUAGAGCACUUUUGUAAGAUUGUGAUUUCUCAUUACUAAACACUAGAUGGCAGCAAGAGAACUUUAGUGAUGGUUUCAUCCUCAAAUCAAGCCCUUUCCACUUUAUUAUUAUCUUAUGAAUCCACUUAAGCCAGUUGCAGUGAAAUGAAUGGUGCGGAUAUGACACAUAUUGCUGGACCAAACAAGCUGCAUAUAUAUAAUUGUCUAUACUCAAUAUGUGUGGGAUUUUUUGUUUGUUUUUUUCAUGCUUUGAUUAUUUAAUAAUGUGUUCUAAACUGACACAUUUUUUUGUGUAGCUUUCCAUACUGUUCUCUUGCUUGUCUAAUAUUAUGUGGAGCCAGUGUAUUUUAGAUUAUUUUCCAUGUCUUUGAUAACCCUUGUAAGAAUUAUGCCAUCAUCAACAGUCACACAGAUCAAGAUGGCAUGUUAGGGAAACUUGUGUCACACUUAAGUUAUUGUUCUUUCUACUUAUUCUUACUUCCUUCAACCCAAUGUACUGAUCAGUGGAUAAAGUGACUGCUGAAAUACGAAGAAGACACCAUGAAUACUUAAAAGUGUGGAACAGGACAAUUUUUUUCUCUCUAAUGGUUGCUGACUGUACCGAUACAUGGUGUUCCAGUUUAAUGUUCUGUAGUGGACAGAAAAUCUCCGGCCAUUUCAUGUGUGAGAGAAAUAAUGACUUUGGGAGGAAAAAAAAAUCUUUUUUAGAAAGAUGACAAGGCUUAAGAUGGAACACAUAAAAACGUAAGUCUUGUGAUCAGAAAUGUGAUGUACCACAUGACUCUGACCUCUAGGUACUUUAAUUCAAGUAUAUCUCAUAAAGCAGCUGUAUGUGAUAAGUACAGUAUCUUUGUUGGAUCAAGGAGUGCAUCUCUUCUUAAUUUCCUUGGUGGUUUAUCACAAAAGGAAAAAUAUAGCACAUUAAAGAAAGGGUUUCUCAAAUAAAACUUAAACAAAGGAAAUGUACUGUAAAUCUGGCAUCUAAUAACAAUUAAUGCCUAUGUGUAAUUGAAUAUUAGAGAAUAUUCCGUUCAAGACAUGUCAUAGAAGAGCCAUAAAAUAAAAUGCUAAAAAAAAUAGAAUAAAAUGCAGUCACACAAAGGAAAGGAUUAUUAAUGAGCAGCCUGCACAUUUAGCAGAAGCAGCUAUUUAGGCUACAUUGCAAACACCAUGCUGUAAUCUUAUAUUCACUCCCCAUGCUGUUUUUUCUUUCCAGAGGUAUUUUUUGGUGGGGAGCAAUCAGGCUCAGACCAAACACAGAGUCCUGAAGAUUGACCGCACAGAACCCAAGGACCUGGUGAUAAUCGAUGAUAAGGCAAGUGUCGAGAUCUGACCAGAGUUAGUGCAGUGCUUAUGUGGCAUAUACUUAUGUAAUACAGUACAGUGCGCUUGGGGGGAAGUAGAACAAUCACUCAGCCUGUCCCAAGUGUAUAGUAGAUGACAGCUUAGCUGAUGAGUGUGGCUGAGCGCACCUCCCUUUCUUCUCCACUGCUCAUUACUGGGAUCUAUGAGCUGGGACCUGAUUUGUUUUUCCUGUUGUGGGUGAUUAUGACUAUGAUGUGUUUUUUUAUUAUAAGGCAUCCAUGAUGAAAAUUCAUUACUCCACACUCUUGCUUUAGCAGAUAUUACAUUCACCCUGGAAACUGUGUUUGUUUUCCUUUGAUUAGCAUAGUAGAGUGUUUUACAAAUGGGGGGGGGGGGGGGGGGUGAAUGCUUGAGACGGUGCUGAAAAGGUGAAAGUGAGCAGAUUUGAAGUUGCAGAAGAAAUGCAGCCUUUCCUCUCAGUUAAUACAUAAAGAACAGUAUGGCUGUGAAGGCUGCUUCAAACCUCUUUAUGUUCCAAAGAUUUAAUAAAGAUUUUUCUGCUCAGCUGAAGGGGUCAAAUAGCUGGUUAUUCUCUGUCUGUGACUUAUUGAAUUUCACAGGAUACAUUUCAACCAACGGCAAAGUAAUUUCCUAUGUUAUUACCACUGCAAGUAUAAUGUAUUAUUAUAUAGCUUUCCUGUUGCGCUCAAUGAAUAGAAAUGUGAAAUCUACAAGAGGGAUAAGAAAGCUUCCUUUCCAGAUAACCUGCAUGAAGAGGCUGUUGGUUUCUGCAUUCGUUUAUAUGUUUUUUGAAGAUCCAGAGCAUCAUUCUCUGUAUUGUAAGGUUAAAAAAAGUAGAUGGUGACUAUACUCAUAAAUAAAUGACCACAAACAUAUAUGUGAAUGUUGUUUUUAGCAUGUGUACAACCAGCAAGAGGUCAGAGAGUUACUUGGCCGUCUGGACCUGGGCAACCGCACUAAGAUUGGCCAAAAAGGUUCCUCGGGCCUUUCCAGGGCUGUGUCGGCCUUUGGCAUUGUUGGUAAGUACAGUCCCUCCAAUGUUCCUCAGUGCCAUGAAGCGGCAACUAUCGUAGGGCACAUAUAUGUUAGGAGUCCCCAUCUCCACAUCUCCCCAUCGUCACAAUCAUAUUCACAUAUGGUAGUACCUACCUUAAGCAUUGUCCUCUUAUCAUAUUGCUGUACCUUAGAGAUGUCCUCUCAUGGUUUUGCCUGUUAGAAAGAACCGUCAAUCUUCAUUCUGGUGAACCCUGUAGAAAGAAUAGAGGAGGUACAGCUGAUAAUGUUCAGCCCCAUAAUGACCAUCUGUUUUUUUUCAAGCAGGUGAAAGUAAGACACAAGACCCAGAUUUUCUUUAAGAUAUAAUUUUGGGCUUCUGUACCUUUUAUUCAGAAAGUAUAGGUCAAUGGGUAGAACAGGAAUUAGGUAGAGAGGUGAGUUACUUGCUGGAAAGAAGUAAAAUUGAAAACUUGAAGACUGUAGCCUCUGUACUUGGUUACGUGACCUAACCAGUGGUUCCCCUGAAAUAUUCUUUUGUAUCACUUAUACACUGAAGUUUGCCGAUUGCUAACAAAAUAAGUUGCUCAGUAAUAGUCGUUUAUGAUCAAGAGUAAGUAACAGAUAUUUCCCCCUAAUAUUUGUAAUCAAAUGAUAAGACACCACAAAGGAAAGAGACUGACAUGACUGUUAUACAGUAACCCAGAUUGGAUGAAGCAUUUUUUGUUGUUAUUUCUCUAUUAUUAAGUAUCGUUAAUAAAUUACCUGAUAACUCGCAAAUGACAUAUAAAAGCAUUCAUAUUCAAGGUUGGACAGAGAUUGAAUGACAAGAUUACAAUUCCAUUAAGCAGACGCUAUUAUCCAAAGCAAUGCAAAUAUGAAUCAUGCACCAGUGGUUGACAUACACUGAGAAGAAGAAGAAGAAGAAGAACUUUAUUGAUCCCCGAAGGGAAAUUCAAUUGUCUGUUGUCUCACGUAAUAUGUCUAUAAAACUUAUGUAUUAUUUACAUAAGAGUUAUAAAGCCUGAUGGCUGUUGGUACAAAUCUUUCUGUCCUGCAGCGAAGACAGAGGAGCUGUCCAUCACCAUUUGCCCUUUGGUCCAUCAAGCUGUUGUGAAGUGGGUGAUCCAUGUUCUUGAGAAUAGUCUCUACCUUCCUCAGUGUAGAUCUCUCUACCACAUCCUCCACUGAGUUCAGCUUGAUCCUACCACAGAGCCAGCCUUUUUCACCAGUUUGUUAAGACGUCUUGCAUCUUUGUGUUUGAUGCUUCCUCUCCAGCAGACUGCAGCGUAGAACAGAACACUUGCCACCACAGAUUGAUAAAACAUCUGCAGCGUCUUACUACAGACGUCUAUUGAUCGGAGUCUUCUCAGGCAAAAAAGGCGGCUCUGCCCCUUUCUGUAGAUGUAGUGUAUAUUCUUAGACCAGUCCAACUUAUUAUCCAUAUGUAGACCUAGGUAUUUAUAUGAUGUCACCACUUCGAUGUCCACUCUACAGGUGUUCACUGGCUGAAGAGAGGGUUUGGAUCUACGGAAGUCUAUGACCAUCUCCUUUGUCUUUGAGGUGUUGAUGAGGAGGCAGUUUUUGUGACUCCAGUCACUGAAGGCUCUUAUUAGAUCUCUGUAUUCAGCUUCUUGUCCAUUUCUGAUACAUGCCACAAUGGCGGUGUCAUCUGAGUAUUUCUGGAUGUGGCAGGACUCAGUACUGUAUUUGAAGUCUGACGUGUACAGUGUGAACAGGAAUAUUGCCAGGACUGUCCCUUGUGGAGCCCCCGUACUGCUCAUUAAUGUCCCAGAAACACAGUUCUCCAGCCUGACAAACUGUGGCCUGUGAUCCAGGAAACACAGGAAGGAUCCACUCCCAUCUCUGUGAGCUUGUCUUUUAGUAUGGUGGGUUGGAUGGUGUUGAAUGCACUUGAAAAGUCGAAGAACAUGAUCCUCACAUAAACCCCAGGUUCCUCCAGAUGAGACAGGGCACAGUGAAGCAUGUAGAGGACAGCAUCAUCCACUCCAAUGUGUUCUUUGUAUGCAAACUGCAGGGAAUCCAGUUUGUCUUUGACCUUAGACCUCAGAAGGCAUAGAAUCUGCCGCUCCAGGGUUUUCAUGCUGUGUGAAGUGAGGGCCACUGGUCUGUAGUCAUUGAGUUCAGCAGGACAUUUUGGUUUUGGUACUGGCACAAUGCAGGAUGUUUUCCACAGAGUAGGUACCCUCCCCAGCUGUAGACUCAGGUUGAAGAUCCUGUGGAGAGGUUGACACAGUUCUGCAGCACAGUCUCUAAGCAGCCUUGGACACACACCAUCUGGACCAGCUGCCUUCCCAGGACAAAGUCUUCCAAGCUCCAUCCACACCCCUGUUUUGGUGACAGACAAGGACUGGUGUUCUAGGAGGGAGGUAGUUAAAGUGGUUGAGACAUUUGAAUGAGAUGGAGGACGGGCAGAAGUUGUAGUGGAGAUUUGUUGCGGAGAUGAAGGUGGAGUAGUUGUGGAAGAUGUCACGUUAGCAGUGUUAAAUCUGUUGAAGAACAGGUUUAGUCCAUCAGCUCUUUACAGAUCACCCACCACUGGCUGUCUUUUCUUUUUAUUGCUGUGUCCAGAGAUGGUACUGAUUCCUCGCCACACCUCACGGAUGUUGCUGUGUUGUAGAUUCUUCUCUAUCUUCUUUUUGUAUUCCAGCUUUGCCAUCUUCAGUCUCCUCUUCAGCUCUUGUUGCACUUGUUUGAGUUGUUCUUUGUCACCAUCUUUAAAAGCUUUCUUUUUCUGGUUAAGGAUUGCUUUUAUGUCACUUGUGAUCCAGGGUUUGUUGUUAGGGAAACAGCGAACAGUCUUUGUCAGUAUAACUGUGUCUCUACAGAAAUUGACAUAUUCAGUAAAACAGUCAACCUUUUUGUCAAUGUUCACAUCUGUUUCCAGCAGCACAUUCCAGUCAGUUGAUUUAAAACAGUCCCUUAGAGCUUCACUGGCUUGAGGUGUCCAUCUUCUAAUUUUUACUUGGGUCACAGUCUACCUUAAUACACAAGGUCUGUAACUGGUUUGUAACAGACAAAGUUAUGAUCUGACUUGGCCAGUGGUGGUAAGGCAGUGGCUCUGUAGGCUUCUUUGAUGUUAGUUUACAGCAGAUCCAGGUUUUUUUUUUUUUUUUGGGUAGGACAGUUUACAAACUGUGUGAAUCCAGUCAGGUGAGAGGAGAAGGUGACAUGGUUGAAGUUUCCUGAUAUUAUUAGUGCCUCAGGGUGUUGAGUCUGUAGCCUGGCAUCACUAUUAUGCAAAAGAUUGUACGGAAUUUCUUCAGUUGAUUUGGGUGGGAUGUAAACAGCAACUGUUAUGAUAUGACUGAAUUCUCUCGGAACAUAAUAUGGCCGAAGAGCAACUGCUAACAGUUCAAUAUCUGGACAACACAACUUCUUCUUGACAGUUAUGUGUGAAGGGUUACACCAUCUCUGGUUGACAAAUAAAGCCAGACCUCCUCCUUUCUUCUUGCCACUAGCUUGAGCAUCUCUGUCUGAUCUUAUAAGAGUGAAGCCAGGUAGAUCCACACUGGAGUCCCAGUUGUUUUGAUUCAACCAGAUUUCAGUAAAACACAGGAGACUGCACUCACGGUAUGCUUUCUCAGUCUCACAAUAACACAUCCUGAUGUCCUCUGGGAUUGAUGUUGUUGUCCAGAUUUGCUUUGUCUCAAUGAAAGGAGCUCUUCUCUUGAGUAAACUCUUCGCCCAGCAGAAGUAUCCAUCAGCAGCCAACAAAAAAACAACAGAAAUAUGAAAAAAUGUAGCAAAAAUUACAUAUAAUACAGAGAGACCUGACUUGCAGCAACCUCUCAGUUCUAGCGCACCAUUUUGAUCAUUUUAAUGGUAAAAAACAGAGCAAGACAUUUAAUUACAGGUUUCUAUGAAGUGGCAUCUAUGAACUUAUGUUCGAACUUAGCAUUCAAAUUUAAGGAGGAAAAAGCUAUUUUCUUUCAUCCUACAGACCUUAUUUCAGCGCAAGACAUUUAUAGUGUCCCUUUUUGGGCUUUAUUUAACCUUAGACCUAGAUCACAUUGUGCCAUCAUUUUAUCAGGUCACCUUGUUCUGUCUGUCCACUCAAUAUACAAAAGCAAAAUGUUGCUGUCUGACAUGAUUGUACAACCAACCGUGUCAAGCCACCUGUGAACAUUCGUCACCUGAGUUAGCACCCUUGUCGUAUGUGGAACAUAAUUGGCGAGACUGGACACUGAGCACUGCAUGACCAACUCUCAUGCCUUGACCUACAUUUCUGUACAUUCUUCAACACAUAAGAGCGGAUAGGUUGAAUAUGGUUGGAUAACUUGUCUUGAUGAUGUAAUCAGGUCCUGUGAUGAGUUCUCCUGUAUGUAACAAAGAUUAAUAAUUACAGCAGAGAUGAUUAGCGUGUCAUAGAGGCACAUCUGUAAGAAACUAUAUAGUUUUGUUGAGCCAUGCACAUCCAUAGUCACAUGCCAGACAUUUUUCUUCUGAUGUGGCAUUCAGAGCCAUGUCAUUAUGUCAUAUUGAUGUGUUUUAGGCUGUUAAAUAUGCAGAGUACAGGUUUCUGACAAAGUAAUUAAAUCUCUCGCAUAAUGAUAAGCGAGCAAAAUGACCAUUAAAAAUGAUAUUUGAUGGGAUUAUUUUUAUUUUUCAAGAAAAAUCAAUAUAUUUUAUUAGCAACUGAUGUUAGUAUACAACUACAAACUAAAUAGCACUGUGAUCGGCAAAACAGUGAUUAAAAGCAGGUAUUGCUGUUCUUAGUUUAUAGGGUGGCCUACAGAAGAAGAUCUGAAUUCCUAGCUAACAAUUAGCCAGUAAAUAACAGGUGAACAUAUCUAAGUAAUGUAAACUCAUAUCAUGUUAUCUACAGCAAGUACUUAAAUGCUAGCAUAACCAUUUUUUGUUGCUGUAAUAUGGACCACCUGCCAGGUUUUAACUAGAUUCACUCUAGAUUUCCCCCGAUUCCUUGAUUAACUGGACAUAAUGAGUAAUUCAACAGUUCCAAGUGUUAUUGAGAAGUGAUCACUAUUGUGGAGUUUGGACCAAUCAGAAUCAAGUAUUUAACACAUCCUUAUAAUAAGUAAGAAAGUUGGGUAAUAUGAUUACAUUGGUAUAAUUUUUUUUAAUUUCCCUAAAAAAUUCUUUCAAUAGUUGUUGAGAAACAUCACUGCACAACUUGAGACCAACUAUGGCUGCGUUUAGGUAAGAGUACAGGGCUGAAUUCUAUGGGGUCUUUCUUCUGGAGACAAUGAUUGUCUGUAAAGCAGUUCAUGGCAACCCUGCACCAGUUCUUGAAAAUAUCCCUCUGACUUACCGAUUGACUCAGAGUCCCUGACAUCGUUUGCCCAUGCUGCUCAUGAGGACAGUUAUAACUGAGCAAUUAUCUUUUCCCCUUUUCAUUCAGUGUCUGUUUUUGUUUGUGUGUACCUGUACACUGGUCCAUUUAUGGAAAAAAAGAUGCCAGCAAAUUUUGAACUAAUAUUAGAAAGGGCAUUCCAGGAUAUAAUAGUUUUAAAGUGAAGGUAAUUCACCUUUAUUGGAUUUACUCUGGGUCGGUCACUCUGACCUACACAUGUUCUGACUUUGACGACUACACCAUUACUUUCCACAGUGGACUGGUGCCAGCUUUGUUCAUGAACUGCUUUUUGCUGAUGUCCCGGUGUGAUAUAGAUAAAAGAAUGAUGCUAUCCACGUUGGGUACAGCAUAUCCUGUACCUGGCACUUUUCUUGUUACUGUUCUUUAUAAAUACUGUUAAAUGGGGUAUACACUACAGGCCAAAAGUUUGGAAGAAAGAUCAGAUUUGUACAAAAAAAAGACCGUAGUUUCAUUAAUAUAAUUUGCAACACAAUAAACAUGACUAUUGUGCAAAGAGUAACUUAUAAGAAGACACUUUGACUAUAAUUAUUAGGUAUUUGAGUUUUUGUUGCUUAGACUUCACUUUCUUUAAAGUAACCUCCUCUGGCUUUAACAACAGCUUGGCAUAUACCAGGCAUUCGUUCCACAAGUUUUUUAAGGUAUGUUCCAGGGAUUGCAUUCUAAGCUUUCUUAAGUUCAUUAAAAGGAGACUGCUGAUUCAUGGGAUGCGUUUUUCUGACUGAUAGAUCCAAUUUUUCCCGCACAAGCUCAAUUGGAGAAAGGUCUGGAGACUGAGGGGGCCAAGCCAUUUUUUGAAGAACACCUUCCCCUUCUUUUUUGUCUAGGUAACCCUGACAGAGCUUGGCAGAGUGCUUAGGGUCAUUGUCUUGCUGCAAAACAAACUUAUGAGCCACAAGUCUGAGUCCAGAUGGAGCAGCAUGGUGCUGGAGGAUGGAGUGGUACUGUUCCUUCUUCAUGAUACCCUUUACUUCAAACAAAUCUCCUACUCCAUCACCUGCAAAACAUCCCCAUACCAUGGAACUACCACCUCCAUGCUUAAUUGUGGGUGUAACACAUGGUGCUUUCAGACGUUCACCAGUUUGUCUGCAGACAUAGACUCUGCGUUUUGAACCAAACAGUUAAAACUUGCUUUCAUCGGUCCAGAGAACUUGUUUCUAGUCAUCAAAGGUCAAAUUUUUGUGAGCUUUUGCCCGCUCAUAUCUCUUUUUCUUAUUCUGUGGACAAAGUAGUGUUUUUUUGCAGAUACACAAUCCUUCAGACCAGCCUUUGCUAAGCUUUGUCACUUGAAGCCUGUAAAUGAUGGAGCCCUUUCAAAUGUUUAUGACAUUGUUCUGGAGUUACUUUGUGGAAUAUAAGAGUAUAAAGUUAAAUAUACACUCACCGGCCACUUUAUUAGGAACACCUCAUUAGUACCAGGUUGGACCUCUUUUACCUUCAGAUCUGCCCUAAUUCUUCAUGGCAUACUUUCAACAAGAUGUUGGAAACAUUCCUCAGAGAUUUUUGUCCAUAUCAACAUGAGAGUAUCACACAAGUGCUGCCGAUUGAUCGGUAGCUCAUCCUUGAUGUAAAUCCCGUGUUCCACCAGAUCCCAAAUGUACUCUAUUGAGCUGGGAUCUGGUGUCUGUGGAGGCCACUGGAAAUACGUGAACAGAUGGUCUAAUUGAUAGAACUCAUUGUCAUGUUCAAGAAACCACUCUGAGUCAUUACCUCUAGGCAAGAUGGAUCCACGCUUUCAUGUUGUUUGCGUCACUUUCUGAAUGUGGCAGCAGAAAUCAAGACUCAUCAGACCAAGCAACCUUUUCCUUUUGUCUAUAUUUUGGCAAAUUGGAGCCUCAGUUUCCUGAGGGGCACCUAGUGCGGUCCUCUGCUGCUGAAGUCCAUCUACUUCAGGGUUUGAGGUGUUGUGCAUUCAGAGAUGGUAUUCUGCAUACCUUGGUUGUAACGGGUGGUUAUUUGACUUACUGUUGCCCUUCUACCAUCUGUCUGCCCAUUCUCCUCUGACCUCUAACAUAAAGCAUUUUCGUCCACACUACUGUAAACUCGGGAGAUGGUUGUGUGGGAAAAUUCCAAUUCCUGAAAUACUCAGACCAGCUCGUCUAGCGCCACAACCAUGCCAUGUUCAAAGCCACUUAAAUCCCCUUUCCCCCUCGUUGUGAUAUUCUGUUUGAAUUUCAGCUAGUCUUGACCCUGUUUAUGUCCCUAAAUGCAUUGAACUGCUGUCAUAUGAUUGUCUUGAUUAGCUAUUUGUGUUAACAAGAAACUGAAGAGGUGUACCCAAUAAAGUGGUUGGUGAGUGAUAGUGUAAAAAAGCAGAAUAUCCUAAGACAUGCAAUAAAUAUUUCUCAAGAGUGAACUAACAGCAAAGUAUUAUAUUCUGUUUUCUGUCAUGGGGAUAACCAUUACACAUCCUGUAAAGUGCAACAGCACCCCCAGCAAUUUAGUAUUCAGAUUGAUAGCCUGUCUCUACAAUCCCUUGGACAUGAUGUGACAGCAGCAUCACAGCCUCACGCCUCAGUUAACACCCAUAUCUUUUAAACUCCAUGAACCCAGUUUGAAAUGAACUGGUGUAACUUAAACAUUUAUCAUCUUCGAAACUGAGUUGAGCUCUGCAGCUCAUUCAAGUUUGCCAUAUUAUUGAGAGCUACAUGCUAAUACCAUGCAGAUUAUUAGGCUGAAUAGUUAGAAGUGUAGAUAAUAGAAGUGUGCUUUAGGUGUUUCAGUUUUGCAUGUGACUGUUUGACUCAAUUUUUAGCCCUUUUUCAGAGGAAAAAGGAUCUUUCCUCAAGAAGACAGUGGGGCACUGCGAUCCUAAAGGGUUAAAAUGUACAAGGCCUUCUUUUGUGUGUGCAAAAUGUUGUCUCCAACAUUGUCUCUUUACAUAAUUGUUAGCAGUAUUAUAUCAGACAUGUAUGUCUGAAGCAAGCAAGUUACUGGGUUUUCUCCGGUAAAUAUCGCUAAUAGUAUUCAAACCAUUAAAAACAGGCAGAUGUCUUCCAUUUGCCUAUUAUGUUCUGAAUGUCACUGACGGGACUGCAUCUCAUCAAAAGCCCAAAUAAUUGACUGUGCUGCAUGAUAUUUUAAGAGUUAGAUUUUGAUUAUGUAAGCUUGAAUGGAUGUGAAUUUAUGGGCAGUAUAGUAAGUGACACACUAACAUCCAUGAUCCACCUCCACAAUUAACUGUUCAGCUGUUUAGAUUAUCAUUAUCGGAGCUAAUGUGCAAGAACCAUACAGAUUGACCUACUUCUGAAAAUAGUCAGGAGCUUAAUUAUCAUUGUGUGAGUAAGUCAGGUUAUGUCACAGGAGGAAAAUAUUGAAAUAAUGUUUGUGGUAGAAAGCUGCCUUUAAUUUGUUUAAAAUGUAUGCAUUUUUUCUUCUGAGCAGGGUUUGUUCGUUUCCUGGAGGGAUACUACAUUGUGUUGAUCACCAAGCGCAGAAAGAUGGCUGACAUUGGGGGCCAGUCCAUCUACAAAAUUGAAGACACAAGCAUGAUCUACAUCCCCAAUGACUCAGUCAGGAUUACACACCCUGACGAAGCAAGGUAAAACAAGCCUGAAUACAUUUUCACAACAUGUGCCUGAAAAUUUCCAAAAUGGUCCUAAAAAGGUCCUGAAAUGACAAUUUUAGCUAUUUACAUCUUGUCCAUCUAAGCAAGCAUUGAAUUCAGUCACAAAAAUAUCACAGAUUCAGUCUUUGACAUCUCUCCGUUUCCAACCUCAUUAUCUGUGCACUGAUCUCAAACUGGCUCUGCACUGAUUGGCUGCCUGAAUGUUGUCUUAAUCGAACUGAGACUAGCCCAAGUGUUCUAAACAUGCUCCAGUGUUUUCAUGCCAGGCUCUGAGCCAGUGGCUGAACAGCAUGGAUGCAUUGCCUGGAAGUCAGGUAGUAUCAAAACCUGGAAAGAUGAAGAAAGAACGUAAAAAAGAGAAAACUUUCCCAACAAAUGACACAGAGUUGUAAAAUGACACACUGUUUGCCAUUUUGCUAAUGCAUUAUUUUUGUUCUGAUAUGUCAUGUCAUCUGGGAGACAACCUGAUAAUAACAAGCUGAAAGGGGGCAUGCUGCCUCCUACUGUAGCAGAAGCAGACAUGCUUUGGUCAAUAAUACAGUUCUGGCCCAGUCCAUGCAAACUGGGACAAGGACAAUUGUCCAGUUAAAAAGCCUAGUUGUGCUACGAUAGAAGUGGGAAAAACCUAGAAAAACAUGGCAAGUGCUCCUGAAGAAUCCAGUACAGUACAAUAUGAAUCAUAAUCUGACCCUGAACACAUGGUAACUGGUGCAUUGUUCAAUUGUAAAGUUAUUAAAAUGUUAGGUUUAAUUAGUUUAGCAGUUUAGCUGUUUAGGUGGCAAAAGAAACACAAAGAGAAAGAAGUGUGAGUAGUAAAUAUAUAUAUUUUUUGUUGUAAAGUUGAUCUUUUUCUAAUUUUGCACUAACAAAGAUUUUGAUCUUGUAGAUAUGUUCGCAUCUUCCAAAAUGUGGACCUGUCCAGCAAUUUCUACUUCAGGUAAGAAUAAAAAUACUCUCAUUUAUUGCUAAACACAAUUAUGCACAAGGUAGGUUUUAAUUCCAGCCCAGAGCCCCUGCCACUCCACUCCACCCCAUCCCACUUCACCCCACCUACGCACGCACGCACGCACGCACGCACGCACGCACGCACGCACGCACGCACGCACAAACUUUUGCCAUUAUUUUCUGCCAUUAUUAGGUGGCAAGAAGAACUCGCUAAAGAGUAAGUAACUGUUGAGAUUAAUUAUUUUUCCUGUUUUCAAACAUUUUUGGUGAUACAGAUGAAGAAAGUUUUAUCUGCCUAUGAUUGCUGAUGCCAAGCUGCACUUGGAUUCUUGUUCAGAUGUACUGUAGGUAAAAAAAAACACAUUAGGGAGGAGAAAAUAGGAUUUAUGUCCUUGAAGAUGCCUAAAGUCCAACACAUGGCUGGUGAUGUGUGAUGACUCUUAGUGCUCAAAUAAAGCAUAGAAAUAUCUGGAAAUUGCUUUAUUUACCUUGCCUCCAUUUUCUUUGUUUCUGUCUCAUUAGUGUACCCUUGGCUGUUCUAAAGAAUAUAUGUUACACUGUCAAUGUUUCAGUGACAGUGUAUGAAAAGAUUUUUGUUUUUUCAUUCUUGAGGAUAAAAUGAUGAAAAGGUUCAAAUUGGCCUCUCUGGGGCUGAAGUCAAAACGUUUCCAAAAGUGUCCACUUGCCCAUUAAGUCUAAAAAGUCAGUGCUUUCUGGCUACAUUUGACAGUCAUGUCUGAAAUGAAAAACCCAUGAUGUCUCCAAUUAUACAGCAUGUGAUGAAAGUGUUUAUGAUACUUUUUUUUGUGGCAAAGUAUCAGAUGCAUUUUUGGAGAGUGCAAGCUGUGCUUGUUUAAAAUUAUACUUCUGCUGUUCCCUGCAGCUACAGCUAUGACCUGAGCCAUUCACUGCAGUACAACCUGACUCUGCUGCAGAGGCCCUGUGAACUGUGGUCAUCCCCAGCUUCCUCCGCUGAGGAGGAGGAGGAGGUGCACACACAGAGCAAGCAGGACAGCUUUGACAUCUUUGAAGAUGAGGGCUUGCCCACACAAGGUGAGCACAAGUAGAGGGAUCAGUGGUUGUGGAACAAUGGUUGCAGUUACUGCUUUCAAGAAUAGCACAGACACAGAAUGUGGCUUUAUUUUUGCUUUGACACCAAAAGCUCAGAUUUACAUUGCCUAGCAAGGGCAGAGAGCCAAAACUGCAAAAGCAGAGUAAUUACUUGAGAGUUGUUGAAAGUUGUAAGAGUAGCUGGCCACACUUCAUAACAUAACAUUAAAGUCCUAAAAUGAAAUGCCUUUGUUGGCCCAAAAUGACUGCCACAGAUUUGAGCAAAUAAAAUCUAAGAGAACUGUACCUUUGAAUUAAUUCCAGACAUGAGAAAUUUGUGACAGACCACCAUUUUGACCGUAGUUUUUCAAGAAAGUCAGUAACCAAUUUUUUAGAUCAGAGCUCAAACAAAUAGAACAUAUUUCCGUUUUCUUUGUCCACAUUCUCCCAACUCUUCAUGAUGUUUUUGUUAAAUUUGAUUUUAUUAAUGACAAGAAAAACUGAGACAGCAGCGGCUAAUGUCUCCUACAUACCAGGAAUUAACCUGGCUCUUUAAAUAAAUGCUAAGGGGUUUUAUCUAGAGCCUUAUUAAGUUUUGUUGCUUUACCAAGAGAUUUAUCAAGCAUAUGAUAUUUAUCAAAAUUGAUUUAUUACAUUCUCCAACCUGUAAAGUUAAAUAGGGUGAUUUAGCUUUUCUUUUAAUUAGGCUUGCUUUGGCAGCAUGGCUCACUUUGCCUUGGUAACGUGAGGUAGCUCCCUGCCUCCCUCCCUCCCUCCCUUCCUCCCUAACUGGUGUUUUGUUUUUGCUGGUGAUCAAUACUCCAUUACAUUGUUUCUAAAACUUUAAAAGCUGCUUCACUUAAAGUCCAAUUUUACAUGCUGUAAUAUGUCUUUAUUAUGUCAUGCUAUAUUUUUAAAAAGAGGACAAUUGUAUUGAAGGUCAUUUUUGACCUAAAGUACUCUUAGUUAAUGUUGAUUAGCCUCUCAUGUAGGUAAUAAACCCCUUUAACCAACAAAUAACAGAUAUUGUUAGUUAUAGUGUUUUGUUUUUUUGUUUGUUUUUGUUGUUGUCAUUACCUUUCUACUGAUAAAAUGUAAAAAAAAAAGUCCACUUAUAUUAGCCAUAGUCUGCAGUCUCAAUUAUCUAAGGAACUGUGUAUUUUCUCACUUUAGUGAAGUCAUUAGAAUCCAUUAAAACGUAAUAAAAAAUAACUUGACUGCUCUUGGCUCUGUUUCAUAAUCUCAUGUUCUGUGAUUAUGAAAGUAUAUCGUAAUAUUAAAGCAAAAUCCUGAUUCAAAUGUUUCCAGGAAUGCUCUUGUUCCACAAACCCUGCGUCACCUCAGCUCUUAUUUCAUUUCUCUGUAACUAAUAACUUGAUCCGACACAGUGAAAUAAUCCAGAGGUUUUAAGUGUUCCUUCUCUUCUGCCGCAGUGGUUUACGGCCUCCAGAACGAGCCGUACUACAAGUACGUGUGGAACGCUAAGCUGCUGGAGCGAGUCAAGGACACGGUGCAUCACGACUGGCUCAUGUAUAUAAUCCAUGGCUUUUGUGGCCAGUCCAGUAUCCUUUGAGCAUUGUGAAAUCAGUCAAGUGUGUAUGUGUGUUACAGACGUGGUUUAUAUCAGUUUGUUUUUGAAUUACAAACAUGUACUUGCUGCUCAUGGAAACUUGGGGAAAAAAAGGCCCAAAAAAAUGUGCACUUCCUUUUUGGAACAUUAUCAGUCAGUAACAAUUGAAUUGUGCAUAAACAAUACUAAAAGACACAAUCUCAUCUCACACAAAGACAUCCUUUCUUGGCACCCCUCUUCAUCUCUCAGCCUUAGCAACUUGUUGACCUGUGCACUGACUCCAGCACAGCACAUGGAUUACAUUUCGAGCCAGAUUGUGUGAUCAACUACCUAAGUACUGAAGCAAUUUGUGUAUGUUGUUAGAGCUUUAGUAAAAGCAGUAUUACGGAAAUUAAGCAGUGGUGAUCAGGUAUGUAAACACCGCCCCCUCCACAAUCUCUCCAUCUGUUAUCUGCAAGAAAAAUAGCAGCAACACUGUGUGCAUGAAAUCAGAUAAAGAACACAUUUUUUUCUUGGAUACAUGAAUUGUGUUUUAGUGUGCAUACUUAGUUUUUGUUGUAGUUAUGAUUUCUAUAUUACAUUUUUAUUGGUUUGACACAUGCUGCAUGCCAGGACUUUGUGUAAGGCUGUACAUAAAUGAUUUUGAGAAUCCUUUGUAGUAAUGAUGGAUGGGUUACUGCUGCAGAGGGGCUUUGGACUUAACUAGAGCAGAGGAAACAGUCAGAUUUAUGAUGAUGAGUGUCUGCCUAGGGCUCAAUUUUUAGAUUUCAAUCCUUCACUAGCUACAUUCUUUGCAUAAAUUACAUUAAGCUGUGUAAAAUGUAUUGCCUUUUUUAUUUUUAAUCAGUUAAUUAUCUGUAAUUAAGGGAUAUGUUGUGCCAUCCUUUGUGUUAUUCUGUGGCAGCUAGACUUUUAAACUGAGGUGUACUUUACAUCACUGUUGCUAACACUGUUGUCUCUGAUCAGGCACCAUGCUGCCACUGUGACUCUGAGUGGGUGCUUGAGCUUAGACGAUUCCUAGAAGCAGUUUGGCCUUCAGUCCUGUUUUUCUGAGUACAUGAGAGGACAGAUGGGUGUAAUAAGAGAAGUGUGAGUGGAGCAAUUAGAUGCAGAGAGAGACUCUUAGGUAAAAAGAUCAAAAACGGAAUGAGAUUUUGUUGAACUUCUUUGUGUGGUCUUUUGUUUUCUCCAUAAGCUCGUCUUGUCGUCUUAACACCAUUAAUACAUACUUUUGAUUCCUUUUUACUGAUGCUCACAAAUCCUUUUCAAUACUCUAAUACAGGGACUUCUUUUCUUUAUGUAUUUAUGAUUAAUAUUAGUUAUCCCUGUUUGAUGCUUCCAAAAGCUUAUCCAAAUUAACCACAUAUUUAAUUGCAUUUUAAAAAUUUCAUUAUUUCGAGUGUAAACAGUUUAGAAGUCUGAAACAAUGCUAAGCAAUGUUUACCAGUGUUUUGCUCCUUGGGAAGUGCUAUUAGAUGCUCUUUAUGAUCUUGACUUUUAGAUUUAUGGUUAAAAUUAGAGGUUGAAAACCAUGAUAUAGAGCUUCAGGGUUUAUAAUGUUUUGGUCUUUACAAAAUUUGUACCCCCAAACUGUGCUCUGUGAGCUUCUGCUAUAAGCUAAUAUUAAUGCUUACUAUAGCUUAUAAAAGUCAUUAUAGAGCCUUGUAGAUGUACGGCUCUAUAAAUGUGGUUGUGGUGAAUUGUAAGAGGUGGGCUUAUAUAAACUGUCACCAAGAUUUGUUUAGGGCUUUGCUUUUGUUAGAUAAGACAUCUGAGAUACAGGAAAUGCUAGUGUGAAGGAGUGGGGUGCACUAAAGGGCAGAGGCCAAGACUGAACCUGCAGCCAAUGCUUGGAGGAAUUAACCUCUGUACAUGGGGCGCUUGCUUUACCAGCUUAGUUAAACUGGUCGCCUCAAAAACACAGAUUUUCCCUCAUUAAUAAUAGUUUAUUUACUUAUGUUUUAUAUCAUAACUGCUCUGUUUUCUCUCUGACAUAUACUCUUAAGUUAAUUUAAUUUGAUUAUUAUAAUAUUAACAAAAUUUUAUUUAUUUAGAUAAAUAAUUUAGUGAAUACUGAUUUGAAAAGUAAAAUUGAUAAUAAUAAACAAAUCUAAAGGAAUAUAUGUGUGUAAUACAAUGUAGUUAUAAAAUACUGUGGUAUGUAUUGGUAUUGUCUUUAUGUUAUGUUUGUUAUUUAUUAUUCCUUUACCCUCCAACUAGAGCUUCUGAUCUACGGACGGCCAGUUUACAUCACCCUGAUAGCCAGACGCUCCAGCAAAUUUGCUGGGACUCGCUUCCUCAAGAGAGGAGCCAACUGUGAGGUACAGCGGUUGCCUGGGCAACAGUAGAGAAUAGACAAUGGAGGCAGGGCUGAGAUAGACCAGAAUGAUUGAGAUGACUCAGGUUGAUCACAGGGGGGUUAAUUUGACCCACUGCCUCUUUCUUGAGUAUGCAUGAGUGGUUUGUGUGGGAGUAUGGUGGGAGGAGGAACAAAUAGAUUUCCUCUGUCUAUUUGGACAGCUAUCAUGAGAUUGGAACCCAACACAGAUUUGUUUCAUGCUGUUUUGUUUAGCAUUAAGUGAAGCAGUCUUUUAAUAAAAUAAAAUAUCAGAGCAGAAGAAGCAGAUGUGUGAUAAGUGUAAUUCGUAAUGGCUUUGCUUGAGAUGAGAGUUAAAAAAAUCCUGUGGGAUUUAGUGAGCUUGAUAGAACACUUAGGAUCUGGUUGAGUUGUUCAAAAUUAUCCUUAUCUUUUUUUAAGCACUUUUCAUUGACUUUGAUAGAAAAACAUCACAGAAUCAAGAAAAGCUCUCAGGGAGAGACAAACUCAAAAUGUAGUCUUUAAUUGCAUUACACUCAACAGGUGUUGCAGAUAUGAUGCAGAUGUGUGACUGCCCACAGUCUGCAGAAGACUGAGGGCACAGAAAGCACACUGCAUUCUUACCUUAUUUUCAUGCAGACACAUGAAUGUGGAAAGCUUGGUGAUAGAUAUGACCUCACAAAGGUUCUUAUGGGUAAUGUGUUACAGCAGCUCCUAAAGAUGAGACAACCUUCAGCUGUUGUGACAGUCUGAAGUUCUAAGAUUACCUGUGAGGUUUCAUAUCUCUCAGUGUGAACUUGAUUAAUAUUUAGAGUUGGAAACAGGACUUAAUUCAGAUGAUCUUUAACGACAUACUCAAGUUGCCCGUUUGCCACGGACUAGCAGGUUUUUAUAUUUCCAUUUUUCUGCUUCAAGAAAUUUGGUGUAUGUUUAUUGAGAACAAAUCAGUCCAAAAAGGAGUGUCAUGUGUUUGAUCAUGUCUCCAAAACAGAAACGUGAUGUCCUUUUAUUUUUAAAUUUCAGCUCUCUGAAAACUUGAGGAGUUUCUGGUCCAUGAUGGCUUAGGAUAAUAUCAAGUUUAUAGUUUACUGAGGGCUGCUGUAGAGCUUUUCAUCACAUAGAAUGUAAUCUAUCUAGAUACUGAUGUGAUCAAGGUUCAAUAUUGACAAGCUAAAAAAAGGCUAUGAACUUGGAAAAAUGAAAAUGUUUUUAUCCAAAGUUCUCUGCCCAACUUUGUCAACUCUAUGUUUUUGUUUGUUUACCAGGGCGAUGUGGCGAAUGAGGUGGAGACAGAACAGAUUGUUCAUGAUGCCUCAGUCAUGUCCUUCACAGCGGGAAGUUACUCGUCAUACGUCCAGGUGCGAGGUUCAGUGCCGCUGUACUGGUCUCAAGACAUUUCCACAAUGAUGCCUAAGCCUCCAAUACGACGUAAGAUUUCUGUCUUUCUUUGUCACUGGAGGGACAAUAAUGAUACUAUAUCUUGAUAAUAUAAGAGCUAUUUGUUGCUAAAGGUACACUACAGGCCAAAAGUUUGGAAGCAAGGCCAUUACAGGCCGAACAGUUGGGAGUAACUUCAAGUUUUUGUUCACAAUGCUUUUUUUAAAAUCUUUUUUUCAAAUGCACCAUUUUACUCAAUUUACCUUUAGAUAUGCAUUGAUGUUAACAGACCAUUGCUAAAUAUAUGUCAGCAAAAGAUAAUAAGGGCUUAGUUUUAGGGUCGAAAACAUUUGCAAGAGUCACAACUUCAGUGCAAAAGGAAAAAAACAAAUCACAGUUGGAUUAUUCACUUCAACUUUUUGGCUUUUGAGAGUCUGCAUACAAAAAUCCUAAUAAAUCUCAACUGCAUUCAAAAUACCGCAGAAAUGUCUAGAAAGAAGCAACUGAGUAAAGAAAAAGUACAGAUUUGUACAUUGAGGAAAGAAGGAUACACAGAAAGAGAAAUUGCAAAACGCCUAAAGUUGUUUAACAAAGGUUUUUAACAAAAAAACACUACACUCUAAGGAGACUAGAGGAACCUGGAAGUUAUGAUGAUAGAAAAAGACCUGGAUGAAAGAGAGUUACUACAAAAGCAGAGGAUAAACAUAGCAUUGUCACCAGUAAGAGAGAUCGGUGAAAGACAGCACCACAAAAAAGGGAAGAAAUCAACAUGACAAGGUUGAAACCCAUAUCUCUGACAACAGUGAAAUUACGUUUGAGAAAGGUUGGUCUGAAGGGUUGUGUAUCUGCAAAAAAAAAACACUACUUCAUCCACAGAACAAGAAAAAGAGAUAUGAGUGGGCAAAAGCUCACAAAAAUUUGACCUAUGAUGACUAGAAACAAGUUCUCUGGACCGAAGAAGGCAAGUUUGAACUGUUUGGUUUAAAAUGCAGAGUCAAUGUCCACAGACAAACUAGUGAACGUCUGAAAGCACCAUGUGUUUUACCCACAAUUCAGCAUGGAGGUGGUAGUUCCAUGGUAUGGGGAUGUUUUGCAGGUGAUGGAGUAGGAGCUUUGUUUGAAGUAAAGGGUAAUAUGAAGAGGGAGCAGUACCACUCCAUCCUCCAGCUUGUGCGGGAUGAAUAAGAUCGAUCGGUCAGAAAGGCGCGUCCCACGAAUCGGCAGUAUCUUUUUAAUGAACUUAAGAAAGCUUGGAAUGCAAUCCCUGGAACAUACCUUUAAAAAACUGGUGGAACGAAAGCCUGGUAUAUGCCAAGCUGUUGUUAAAGCCAGAGGAGGUUACUUUAAAGAAAGCAAAGUCUAAGCAACAAUAACUCAAAUAUCUAAUAAUUAUAGUCAAAAUGUCUUCUGAUAGGUUACUCUUUACACAAUAGUCAUGUUUAUUGUGUUGCAAAGUAUAUUAUUGAAACUUUGAAAUUAGUUUCAUUAAUAUUAAUGAAAUUAAUGAAAUCUUUUUUUGUACAAAUCUGAUCUUGCUUCCAAACUUUUGGCCUGUAGUGUACCUGAUGUCAGCUUUCACAAUAAAAAGGUGCUGACUUCGUCACACCACCAAGCUUUAGUAUGUCUUUUUUGUCAUAUGUAUUCAGUCCACAUACGCAAUUAUACAAAUAACAUGCAUCCAAAAAGCGUCGCAGUGGGUCUUCAUAAGAUAAGAAGACAUGAUGUUUUCAUUCUAGCUCAACCAUAAAUAACCUUUUAGAGACCAGAGAUGAAUGUCAUGUGAAAACUGCAUUAAAAUAAGAGAUAAGCUGUAUGCCAGGGCCUUUCUUCUCAUCCACCUGCACAGAUGGAAGGAUAAAAUAUGAAAAACUAAAUAGGUGAACCUAGGACGUCUCCCUGCUUGGUUCUCAUCUUUGUAUCCAUUCUCAUCGUGGCUCAUUCUGAACAGGAUCAAAAACACAAAACCAGGGCCCAAAGGAGGUGAUCAAGUCCCUCAGACGUUGUGGACUGCCAGUGUGUGUAUUUGCGGGUGCUUGCAUGUGUAUAAUGCCUGUAUUAAAUCCAAAUCCCUUUUCACCCCGGUUUGCUGCUUUAUUCAUCCUUUGAGAGUAUGUCCUGAAGAUCCCUCUGCAGACUAAUUCACUCCAUCAUUAUGCUUUAUCUUUGAUCCUAAAAGACAGGCCUUAUCCAACAUUUUCCCAAAUGUUCCACACUCUGAACACCUCUUAAUGUUCAACUGUGUGUUCACAUGUCUGUUGACACAUUGCCCCCAGUAUUGCCCUUAGAAUCGAUAAACUUGGUCAACUUACUUUGCUUUCACCAAUAAAGUUUUAUUUUUCGAUGCUCCUUUGUUUUUCUUAAUGAAAUCCUUCAUUGUUUUUUAUGCUGUGAUUGAUCCCACUCAGAGGUCUUGAAUGAUGUAUAUCACUCUGACAGCUCAGCCAUUUGAUUCAGCAUGUUUUUUUGUUUGUUUGCUAGUCUGUCUUUUUUUGGUUCAUUGGUUCUUUAACUCCCACAUUUAUUAUUAUCACUGGAAAAACUGUAACAGAUGGGCAAAUAAUAGAAAAUAAGUAACCUUUUUUAAAUCUUUUUAUUUUACCCCUCUCCUUGAAUCAACCAGUCAGUUUAUCUUUAGUUUUCUUUUUACCAUGAUGGCAUACAUGUUUUUAUCUAACCAGUUGAAUUACAAUACAUGAAAAUGUGUGUCCUCAUGUUUAACUUCCCCUCAAGACCCAUAUUUAUGUAUAUUGAGUGUCCUAUCUGAUCAUUUAUCUUUUAGUUUUCAGUACAGAUUGGUGUCCCAUAAGAACGGAUGUUGGGUCUUCUUUCAUUUGUUAUUUAUACCCAACUUGUGUUGCAAUGUUGCUCACACAGCAUAUUAAUUUAUGUUGAAAAAAAUCCUUGUGUGUCCUUUAUGCAUUUUCAACUGUGACAAGCGUUUACAAAUUACUGAGUUUUUAAAGAUUUUCAGAAAAGUCUGUGUAAAUGAGGAAACAUAAAAAAGCAGACCAAAAGGAACAAAUUGACCAUCUGUGUUUUCUCCACUGUUUGAUUAUUUUCAUCAUCAAUUUACUAAUAUGCUAAUUAUGCUAAAAUAUUUCUGUUUUUGUUUGCUGCUUUUUUGCUUUUCCUGCAGUAACAGGUGCUGGUAUGAGUAUGGCGAUUUUGACGCAGCUUUUAUGUGGCUGCAUGAUGAGAGUUUGAUGAGAACAGUAUCAUUACUCACAUACUGUUAACAUUUUGCCAUAGAAAGUAAAAGGCCUGUCUUUUGUCUUGAUUAGUAACCUUUAGACAUGUAGGUGGUCAGGUGUGCUUUUUAGCCUACUUGUGUUCAGAAGACUGGGUUGGCUGUUCAGGUCUAUGAGCUUAGCUGAGUGACAACUAUAUGGCCAUGAGAGUGAAAUUCAUCUCAUUUUACGAUAUCGAAUUGCAGUAUUCUUCCAAAAACAUUUGUAAAUGUCAUUUUUCUUAACUUCCAUGUUUUCUUUGUGUCUGCCUGUUUGUGCCCUAACCCAUGCUCUGCUGCCAAUUGAACAAACACAGACACAUUACUCAUUUACAGAUGAACAGAGAGAAAAAUGAUAAUCUUAAGACUUUCUAUCAGCCUGACAAAGGCACAAUAACUAAAAACACAUUUAAAUACCUUUGACAUCAUUAUAUUUGUCCACAGCUCCUUUGGGUAUUGUGAAACUGACAUAAAAUCCACAGCCAGUGCAGUUGUAAAAUAUUUUUUAUUGUUAUGCGGGCUGCAUAGAAUGACACCUAUUAGAUGAAUCUAGGUCAGAGACACGGCAAAGAGCCAGUUUUAAGCCCAGUGUCUGUGGAUUUAGAGUACAGGACACCCGAACCAUUAGAUCAUCCUGCUAUCAAGAGCUAAUGUUACAUAAGAGUGUGUGAGUCUGUUUGACUGCUCUGAAGUACCCAAAUGUCUCAGUUGUGAAGGAGAUGACCCUAAUGGAGCCAUUCAUCCUCUGUAUCAUUGUGUCACAUCCUCAUCAUCAUUACUAACAUCUCCCUCUCUGUGGUGCAAUAAGAAUGUUAUUGGCUGUUAUCUCUUUAUGUUGACAUUAACUUAACCUGACCUCUGUAGACAUAGUGGGGUUGAAAUGGUUGUAAAGUGAAUGUGCUUGAGGUUGUGUUUGUACUGCAAGUUUUUGAUCUGUGACUUGACCCAUUUCCUUUAAUCUGUCUUCUGGCUGCUCUGCUCAGACAAUUUGACAGAAGGCUGCAGGUGUGAGGCUCUGCUAGAGGUGGAAAUGAAGGCACUAGAUAUGAUUUAAAGUAAAGAAAAAAAUGAGUAAAUGGACCAAAGAAAGAAAUUGGAUGUGAGUGCAGGAGAAAGAGGACAAUGAGCAGGAUGCGAUGCAGGGUCUUUGUUUGCUCAAUAUGUGUGGCUCUGUGACAUGGAUCGGACCCAUAAAGACAAGUUACCUCAUCAACCUACUUUUACACUCUCUUGUUAUAGUGACAAAGCUUGAGUUUAGAGAGAACAGCUUUCAUUUUUAAACCCUUAUCCUGAAAAAAAAAACUGCUACACAAAUUGGGAUAUGUGUAUACUUCAACCCCCAUUUUCUCUUGGACCAGUGAAUUUACAGCUGCCCAUAAGAAUUUUGAAUGUUUUUGUUUCUGUUUCCUACAUUAAAAUACCAAAAGCUGCUGUACUAUAAGUAGCCACUUAAAGGCAACUCCAAAAGCAAGUUUGGCUCUAUAUUUACAGCUCCUGUAAGGAACUUUCUGUUUGUGUCAGGUUUGGCACAUCUGUGGACAUCUAUGGACUUUACAUCUUUGCUAGUUUUGUCCUACAGCUGUGUAAGAACUGUUUUCUGACAAAAGAUGCCUUUUAACAGUUAAAACUCACUAUGACAAUCUUGUCUGUGAUGGCCUUGUUUGCUUUUGUAAGUCAAACAAAGCCAUCACUGUUGAUUUUGACCUGUUUCCUAACUCCUUGCAGUGGUUUUUAGAGCCCAGCUUUUCAAAGGAAUCAAACCUGCUUACAGCUUUGUCUGCAACUUUUUCAAGACAAAAAGAAAUAAAAGAAAGGAAGAAUUUUCAUCCCACUGUGCCAUUGGAAUGAUUAAAUGAUCAUAUUUAUUUAUUUAUUAUGCAUAUUUAAUUAACAAAGUGGUCGGUUGCUGAAGACAUGAAGGUACAAUACAAUAUGGAAGAUUGGUGGUUUUAGCUAAUAGAAUACAAGGAAUAGCCUCCUGUGUUGAACAGUAAAGUCAAUACAGAAGCAUAAAAUUGCUGGUUCUCAAGCUUCCUUUUUUAGGCUGGGAGUAAAAUUUAAAAAUCUCUUUUUUAUAACACCUGCAUUAAAAUGGCUAGUUUUCAAGAAAAACAUAUUUACAGCCUGGUGCACGAUUUGGUCUUGAUAGCCCAGUUUUACAUUCAUGCUGUAGGGGGGGAUUUUUAAUUAUUCUUUUAUUUUGAUUACUUGAAGACUCCUGAGUGAAUGCAUGUAUUUCAUAAAGGAUGUCAGCUGAUGAAAAGGUGAACAUGUGGUGUUUGUCUGGGGACUUCAGGCCUGCCUACACCUUUUUUAUUGCUUAUUGAUAUUGAUCCAAAGUAAAGUGAAGUUUUCCAAUGUGAGAACCACCAUCUUGGGCCAUUGCUAGCCCUCUUUUAUAUUUUUUUAGUUUGUAUAAAUACUAUAAAAAAGCUUUAACAGCCAUUGAAAUUCUCUUUCAGUGGAUCAAGCUGACCCAUACGCCCAUGUAGCUGCCCUUCAUUUUGACCAGAUGCUGCAGCGGUUCGGCUCUCCUAUUAUCAUCCUCAACCUUGUCAAGGUAACAUACACAAACUCGCUCACACACUUGCACCCACAAACACAAACAUUCUUUUUCUUGUCCAUAGCAGAUGAGUUUUGAUAUUGAAUAUUGUAGGUUUUUGUACAGGUGCAACAAAGUGCAGAGACUCUCUUAUAUAGAGGAGAAAAAGGUUAUGGAGAAAUUCAGGUGCUGCUCAAAAAUCAGAAUGUCCCCAAAAAGUUCAUUUUUCUCUGUAAUUUAAUUCAAAAAGUGAAACUUCCAUAUAUCCUAGAUUCAUCACACACAAGGUGAAAUAUUUCAGGACCUUUUUUUGUUUAAAUGUUGACAAUUGAGGAUUACAGCUCAUGGAAAUAAAAAAUCCACAAUCUCAAAACAUUAGAAUACAACAAAACAUAAAAAAAUAGGAUAUAAUAAUAUAGAAAUGUCGACCUUCUGGAAAUGUGUUUAUUUCAGCUCUAGUACUUGGUCAGAGCUUCUUUUGCAUGAAUUACCGCAUCACUGUGAUGUGGCAUGGAGGAGAUCAGUCUGUGGCUCUGCCGGGGUGUUGUUGUUGGUCCAGGUUGCUUUGACAGCUAAUCUGUAUUGUUGCUCUGGUGUCUCUCAUCUUUUCUUGAUGAUACUGUAGAGAUUCUUUAUGGGAAAAGGAAAUGUGUGUAUGCAUAAAACUUUUCAGCAGAUAGAAGCAUGAAGAGCUCUAAAAUCUCCUGAUAGACUUAAGGCUGCAUUGACUGUGGACGUAAUAAAACACAGACUCACACCAGCAAAUGACAUGACACCGAUAAUUAUCAGAGCCUGUGGGAACCUUACACUGGACUUCAAGCACCUUGGGUUCUGAGCCUCUCCGAUCUUCCUCCAGACUCUGAGACCUUGAUUUCCAAAUGAGAUGCUAAAUUGACUUUUACCUGACAACAGGACUUUGGACCUGAGCAUUAUUCCAGUUCUUUCUCUUCUUAGCCCAGGUGAGAUGCUUAUGCUUAUGUCCUUAGUUUUGUGAGGAUUUAUUUAUGUUUGUGGUAGUGCUGACCUAAGUUUCAUUAUUAAAAUGCUUGAGUUAUUGCAUACUAUUCUUGCAAUUCUCUUUUUAUUUCCAUUCUUACCUAGUUUUUCAGUUGCUAUUUUUGUUAGUCCUGAGUAGCCCUAGCCUAUCAGGAUGUAACAGGUAGCAAGAGACAUGUAUAACUUAUUGCAAAAUGUAGGUAUAUGUUGCUGUAUUUAUGUAGUAAAACUAUAGUAGUGUACCUAGUUUUUUUAAUUACGGGUUACGUAAGCUCUAGAUAAAGAACAUGCCCAGUUCGUGGCCUCACUCAACAAGUUGUUAUUUAAUAGUGCAGGCAAAGGUUGUGUAAUUAGUGAAGGAUUGGAUCGAUUUUGAGGGUUAGUUGUUGCUGUGAAGACUUUGACAAUCACAAAAGACUUUCCCAUUCCCCAGUGAGUACUAGCAGCUGAAAUGUUAACUUGCAUAUUGAUCUUUGUCUACAUUGUUCUGAACAGUAGAAACACACAGCAGAUGUGAGCAUACACACACACACACACACACACACACACACACACACACACACACACACACACACACACACACACACACACACACACACACACAGUGAUAAUGACGCUUUAAAACAUAAUAUAAAUGCCCUGUUCCACCUUUAAUAGAUGCACAGUAUAGUUAUGAAAAAGGUUGCAUUAGACACUGUGAAGAUCCUCCUUCCUUUUCAUCCCUAUGUGCAGCACUGCUUUACAUUUUCUCUUUGGAGCCAUUGCACCAGAAGUAAUUUUUGCUUUGCGUUUUCGCUCACACACGCGUGGACUCUCUUAGGCACACAGCCAUAUGGUCUGUAGCUUCAGUUUUCAGGCUCACGUUGUCACUCCCAAGGGGAGCCGUGAGAUGAGGGACCAAUCGCAGACCACAGAGGUCCGCACAAGCCGUGGCCAUGUGAUAUGUGCAGACUGCGGGGAGUAAGGGAGGGUACCCUGCUUAUACUCUACACCCUCAUUCUGAUCCCAGAGAGACAGAAUGAAGAUGGUAUCGGCUAUUAAGCAUGAAAUCAUGACAAUCCAGCUCUGCAUCUUGGUGACAAGGGUCGGUGUGGCCAUGGCACCUCCAGGAUGGGCACAUUGUUUUUUUUUUAUGGGUUGCUGCAUGUUUUUGAGUACUUAUGUGCAUGUAUAGAAAAGAGGGGGAGUAGAGUAGGAGUGCACAUGGCUAAACAUGUGCAUCACUUUUACCCACCUGCAUAGAAAAAUAAUAAAAAAUAAUGAAUAAUGAAUUCAUUUAUUCAUAAUGAUAUAGAUUUUUUCCGAGAAUGGGAGAGAAAAACCUGUCCAAAAUGACAGCAACUACUAAAUCAAGCACCAAAAAAAAAAAAAAAGAAUGAGGCAUAAGGAUAAGAAUAGUCUCACAGCAUUACUCAGACACACCCUUUUAUUGUGCAAAACCAUCCAUUUGAAUAAUUAGUGCUUGUUCUCUCCAUUAAAACGUUCAUGAACAGCCCCCUCGUGUUUGUCCAUGUGCAUGCGUGACUGGAUCCAGGUUAUACACUGUGAUCUGCAGCAACACCUUUGUAUAGUGACAAUGAUUGUCUCUCAGGGCAAAGAACCUGUGAACAGUACAUGUGUACUUUCCUAGAUAAGUGUUUCUAAUCUCUGAAGUGUAAGUGCGCCGUGCAUGUGCAAGAGUGUAGGAUAUGCUCUGUUUGAACAGCAGAGGAAACGCACUGGUAAUUUGAGGCCAGGGUUGCUCUUCUACCUCUGGAUGUGCACAUGGAGAUAUGGAGAUAUGAGCAGGCAAAUGAUGCGUCCAAGCUGAUUAUCACUGAGGAUGAUCCGUCAAAAAGGCGUGAGGAGCAGUGAAAUAUUUUUAUUGAGACAUAACAUACAGGACAGUGUGAUGCAGGCCACAGGGGGAGACAGGAAGUGUGUCGAUAUCUCAAGGCAUUUUUAUUAUGUCUCAUUUGUUAAUGACGCAACUCAGGGUCUGAAAAGAGAAAGUGCCACUUUCCACUUCAGGUAGUGGACAGUAAAAACAAACUUGACAUAAAAUGGGCACUGGUAAGCAAACUGGGGCCCAUGUAUGUGCACAUUUUUUGAAGGCUCAGUUGAUGAAAUGUUGAACUAAAAGUGUAAUUCUGAUGCCUUUUAACAUUUUAUAAAAUCAUUUAUCGAUUAUCACGAUAUCAUCAUCAUCCUCAUCACUAAAAUCAGUUAUUUUCAUUUCCACAUAUGACUGAAGUGAGCCAAGUCACCUUCUCAUUUCUUUAAAGUGCAGCAGAGAAAACUGGACUGUGUUCUUAAUAAAUCGUUGGAAGUCAAAAUCCAUAGUAACAUCAAAAGGCCUGAAGCAAUUUUGAAGCAGUGUCAGUAAUUUUCCUUAAUAUCUUCUAAUACUGUUCGUAUUACUAAGUGUAAAAUUUAGUUUGAAUAAAAAUGACACACAGAGACAUGGCGACAGCUGCUUCACUCUUAUCACAUCUCCAUCACCUGCACACAUUUGUUGUGUUAAUAAUCAAAGUGCAGAAGUGAAGCCACAGGCGUCUCUCUCUCAGUUUUUAUGACUACUCAUAAUCAUAAUCACAUUACAACCUGCACUCACGGACCCAACUUCUAACAAAUGAUGGUAAAUAGAAGGGAGAAAGCUCUGAUGGAUGUGAGCCCUGCCACUUCAUGUGAAAAUAUCAGAGUAGGUCCUGUUACCAUCUAAAAAUUGUGGUACAAUGAUAAAUGUAGGUGCAUAAUAAUAAAUGUAGGUGCACUGGCCCUACAGGACCUUAAGAAUGCAACAUGGAGUCACUCAUUUACUCAGUAUGUGGUCUUUAUCCUCUAUUUUGUUCGCAGGCACCAUCAUUACUGACUCAUUUGUAAGCAUAAUCAUUGAUCAAGGUGCUUUGCAUUACCAUCUAUACACAAAACUUGCUUGUAUUGAAUUUGAUUCCAACAAAAGCUUUAGAAAUGUUGGGAUAGGCAGGGUCAUGUUUACAAUUAUGUUACAGUAACACUCAAGUUAAUCAACAUUUAAUUUUGGAAACCAAAGAGACCAGAGUUUUAAAGGUGAAAUAUUGUCUCACCCAUGACUUAAAAAUGGUUUUAUUUGCUCAACACUAUGGGGUCUCCCAUCAUUGUAUUUUUUGUUACAUAAUAUACCAUAUAUUUUCUGCACUGCAGGCAGGCCAGUUUUGCACCCUGACUCUUCCAUUUUAUAUAUGCUGUUGUAAUACUUAAAGAAUGUGGUUUGGCAUUGUCCAAUCAAGGUCUGUACUGAAAAUGCAUUGUCUGGAUGGCAGCAAACAGUAUGUUGGUCGAAAAACCUGUACACAUUGUUCAGUGUCCUGUUUUAUUCAAGAAGUCUUCACUUCUAGCACACAUAGUUUAAACUGAAACUACGAACGUAGUGUCCCUUUACGGAUAGUUACAGUGUAGAACCAUAUGUUAAGUAUUAUUUAAAACAAAGAUCCCUCUGUGCACAAUUACAUUCAACAACACUACCAUAAACUUUAGAAACAUGCAGAUUCAAUGCUACUGCAGAGGACAGAGUUUGUUUAUUAAGUGAAUUUGGUGAAAUUAAAAAUUCACCAUGAAUUGUUGAUGCUCACAAAGCAGGAGAAGGACAUAAAAAUGUAUUAUGGCGUUUCCAAGUAUCAAGAAGUGGAGUGAGAAGUAUCAUCAAGAAAUUCAAGGAGAGCCACACAGCACAAGUCUGGAAGAGGUAGGAAGCGAAAAAUUUCAAAUAAACUGGAAAGAAAACUGGUGGGAGAUGUGUCUAAACAACCCAGGACAACCACCAAAACAGAAGUUGGUGACUUAGCCAAGUCAGGAAUUGUGGUGUCAAACAAGACAGUCUCUAGAGCCCUGAACAGAAAUGGACUGCGAGGAUGCAGGCCAAGAAAAACUCCACUUCUACAAAAGAGACACCUUCAAAUCAGACUGAGGUAUGCUAAGGACAAUCUGGAGAAAGACUGUGAAUACUGGAGAUGUGGUCUUUGGUCAGAUGAGACCAAACUAGAGCUCUUUAUUCACAGACAUUGCUUAUGUUUGGAGAAAGAAGGAAGAGGCGUAUAACCCCAAGAACACUGUCCCCACAGUUAAACAUGGUGGUUGGAGCAUCAUGCUGUGGGGAUGUUUCAGUGUAUCUGGAACUGGGAAUCUUGUCAAGGUUGAAGGAAUAAUGAAGAAAGAAGGAUACGUGAAGAUUUUGAAAGAAAACCUGAAGGAGUCAGCAGCAAAACUGGGUCUGGGUCGUCACUUUGUCUUCCAACAUGACAACGACCCAAAACAUGCAGCACUCCUGGUGAGGAGCUGCCUCCAGGAAACCAAAGUGAACGUUAUUGACUGGCCUGCACAAAGCCCUGACUUAAAUCCCAUUGAAAAUCUGUGGGCUGAACUGAAGACCAGGGUCCAUGCUAGAAGACCAUCAGAUCUGGAGGAGCUUGAAAGAUUUGCCAAAGAGAAAUGGGCUGGGAUUCUUCAGGAGAUGUGCCAGAGCCUUGUUACAAACUACAGCAAACGACUGCAUGCUGUUAUCCAGCAAAAAGGACACACAAUUGACUAUCAGCCUCAGGGGGGCUAAUAUUUUUGACCCUGGUAGUUUUUGGUUUUUGUGAAACAAUUUUGUUUCUGUGUGCAAAGUAAAAUAAUGUUAGGAUCCAAAAUAAAACUAGGAUGUUUGAAAAAGCUGUGUAAAAAAAUCAUUCAUCUGUUGAACAGCACUUCGGAAAAAAACUUCAAAUUUCAUAGGGGGGGCUAAUAGUUUUGGCCUCAACUGUAAAUUCAAUCAAUUUGGAUGCAGUAAAUAGUCUUUAGCAUCUCUUUUCUUCUCUCAGGUCUGUGGGCAAAAGAACAGAUGGUCAUUCCAUCCAAUUUCACUGUCACGUUCAGGGGUGCUAAAGGAUCUGCUUUACAGCUCCUGUGGUCUUAUAGAUAGAUAGAUGGAUAGACUGACUGACUGAUGGAUGGACGAUAGAUAAAAAGAUGAAUGGAUGAAUUGAAGCAAUUUCUUUCUUUCAAUCGUCUUGCCAAAUGGACUUGUCUUUGUUUUGAAUUUAUUGUGGUGUACCGCUAGGAUCUAUUUUCAGCCCUCCUUUUUUUUGUAAAUCUCAACCCUGUUAGAUUUUUAUCUCCUAGCUCACCUCUCCUAUGCAGAUGAUAUGCAGCUGUGUGUUCCUCUGCCCCAGCAGCUUGAAUAAGCAAGUCACUUUUCUCAUAGAUUUCAAAUGCUGGAUAUUUUGACAAAGAAAAACUAAAAUCAUCAGUUUCUUACACACUUGUCCCUUCAGCCUUCAAGCUCAGUUCCACACAGCCAUAUCACACUGAAAGCAAAAAAUCUGAUGCAUGUCUUAGUUUUGAAGCCCAAAUUAUGUCCAAUUGCAAUACAUCCAUCAUAAUAAUAUCAUUAUUUUCCAGAAACGAGAAAAAAGGAAACAUGAGAAGAUCCUGAGUGAGGAACUUUACCCGGCUGUGAUCAACCUGAAUCAGUUUCUCCCCCCAGACAACUGCAUUGAUUACAUUGCCUGGGACAUGGCACGCUACACAAAGAGGUAUUGUCAAUAAAGUUGCCAAUGUUUAAAGAUAGUUUAAAUUUUCAAAAUUAGACAAGGGACAACUUUUAUCGCACAAGAUUAGAUAUAGAUGGUUUAGAUCUAAACACAGUAAAGCAAAGGACUUUUAAGUAGCCUGUGUGUAGAUUUAAAUGCAGCAGAAAGUGGCGGGGUUAUAUGGCACUUACUAUACCUGAGUAUGAAUGAGUGCAAAACUUUUUCCCACACUUGAGAUUUUAAAUCAAAUUAGGUUUAAAUGAAAGCCUAGAAUUCUUGAAAUUUUUCAAGAUCAUCAUUUUGAAUCAAUUUCUUUUUACAGUAUUUCUCAAUUUCUAAAACACUAAACCCUAUUGUCUGAACCAAAGGCUUAGAUGAUUAAACCAGUCACUCUUUUGGUAAAACCAUAAGCACUUUUCACCUGGUUAUACACGAUUUGCAAACACAUUCUCAAUUACCUAAACACAUUUCGUACUGUGAUGCACUUGUGUUGCAAAAUUGUAAACACUGGCUGCAACAUGUGAAGACAACUCCAACAUAGCUGUCAUCUUUCACACACCAAAACCUAAAAUUGAUCACCUCUGAACUGGCCAAUAAUGUGAGGAAACCAAUAUAAGCCAGUUCAGAGGGUUGUUUCCCAGUUGACUGAUCAGGGAGAAUGUGGCCUGUGAUGUGGAUGAAGUCCUGUGGCCUGACCCAGCAUGAAGACAUGACACUGUGGCUGAAUGAUUGUUGAUACUGUAAACACUUGAGUUUGAAAUUGUAGUUGACACUGUAAUGUGCUUCUCAUUUAUAUUUGUUUUUAAUUUAUUUGUGCUGUAUACAGAUGCUAAAUUCAGAGGAUUUCUUUUUUCAAAAUUUAUUUAGCCUACUGUGAACAGUAAUUUCUACAGCUUCAUGUCCUGAGCAUUGUGUUUUUCAUUUUUUUUUCCGUCAUGUGUAAUGACUGCUCAGUAGUUUUUUUCAUUUUGAUUGAUCUAAAAACACUGUUUGGUUUUCAGCACAGAUUGAACUGUUUUUUAGGAGUUUGUUUUUCAGGAAGAUUCAGAGGUUUGGUGAAUGUAUUUCUAAAAUUGGGUUUUGAGCUUGUAUUGUUGAGAAAAGCAUGGUGGAUAUCAAGAAAUGUGUUUUAGCGACUGAGAGAAAAAUGCAAUAGAACCAAAAAGUACUCCUCCAAUCAAUGUCAGCAUUGUUGUUAUGGCGUUAUAGAGGUUGGUAAGCUUAGGAUCAGGUUUUAGUUUCAUUGAACUGAAAGAGAGUAUUGGAUUGAUUCCGCACGUCAUUCUCUUGUGACUGCAGUAACAUCCCAGAUCCAUGAAAUUUUAACCCUUUCCUGUGUUUUUUUUUACACAGAGUUGUAAGCACAAAUGUACUCAGUUUGGCUUUGCUCAGUUUUGUUAUGCCUUGAAAAAGCAUGAUUUAAGCAUAUUACAAAUAACGAGAUGUAUUGCAUGGUAUCACUUUGACUCACGCACAGCUGCAGAAACACAACAUAUUGGCUUUGGUUUCUUGAACAGCGUAUGAAUCUCACCCCUCUUUCUCUCUCUUUCUUAGUAAGCUCUGCAACGUUCUGGACCGCCUCAGCAUGAUAGCAGAGAACGUAGUAAAGCGAACAGGUUUCUUCAUUAACCGCUCUGACUUCUACUGUCACACCCUCAGACCUGAUGAAAGGUGAGCCUUUUUAUCUUGUUCCAGACUGCUUCAGUGUCUCUCCUAAAAACUGACGUGCACAAAGCAUUUUUAAGCUUUGUCAUGUUGGGUGCAGCAACUACAGCAUUACAUCUCAUAUGAAACUGAAAUGAAGCUGAGUCAGUGUUUGCUCAUGAAUCACCCUUUGGCGUCUAGUUUUUGAUAAAUAGUAUAACUAAAAGAAAGAGGAAAAAGUAGCAGAUAGUGCACUAGUGAUGGAAGAAAAAGGGAAGAAAAAAGCAAACCUUAUCCAUUUUUCUUUUAAUACAUAUUCAGAAUCACACGUUUAUUGACACUGCUUAAUUUUGCCCCCCCCCUCACAUGAUUUCCUAAUGGAAAUUGUACCCGAUGGCUGUUGCGUCUCACAGAGUUUUCUGCUAAUGAGCUGAGUAGAUUGCCGUCCAUGUACUUAAUGCAUGGCUCUUCCGUUUUUAGCGUGUCUUAAUCUCUUUUACCCGACAUUACGUCUUUGUUACAUAACCCAACGACCACACAGUGGCCAGUAUUUAUUAUCCUCCAUUUGUGUUACCCAGCGCUAUCUAACACUCUUUGUUCUACUCUGCCACUUCACACUCCCGCACAUGUGCUGUCAUACACAUACAGGACAAAAACCUUGAUAAGCUCCAAUGUACAGUAGCAGCACUUCAGUAAUGAUAGCAUCUGAAGUCUUCAUCACUUGCAAUUGUUUUGGUGAAUAAUGAAGAUAGUACAGUAAAUGAGGGAAUUCAGAACAUUGUGGUCUCCUUUCCAUACCCAUUCCUCCUCUCCACCUUGCUUAUUUUCUUAUCCACAUACUUAAACUAUAUUUUUACCUUGAGAGUUUUGCACUUAACUCUAAAACCAGCCCUCCAAAGAUUUAAUUGUUCACCUGAACAGUUAUUCCCAUUUUGCAAAUUACUUCAAAAUUGAAGUGAUGGAAGAGAGUAUUGAUUUUGAAUUGAAGCAAAUGACAAACAAAAGAACCCAAAAAACUACUAUAGCCUUGCUUUGUAUCUGUGUUUGUAACCUGCUACUCCUUUUUCUGUAAAGAGUUGGAUGCAGAUAUAAUUGGAUAUCAAGUUUUCAAUCAGUAUGCUUAUCAUAAUGCUAUAUCCAGCUUCUCGUGAGCGAAGCUUGACUGGGUAAAACUGCAAAUAUGGCUCUGUACAAAAAAGUAUGAAAAUCGACACUUACCAGUGCCAAUAAAGGUUACGUAGUGGAAAGGUCAUGAGCCACUCACCUUUUUUUUGCUCUUUUCCAUUUUUUUUUAACUCCAGUGUUUAAAAAACAGGACAGUCACUGCUACAUAUUGCCACCUCUGCCCACCAUUUAGCCUUUGUUACUACCUCCGAGAGAGGAUUAGAGGUCAAAACAACAUCAAACAUCAGUAGUCUCUGACCUCAUCAAGCUGUAUGCCAAACUAGGCUCCUAGCUGCCAGCGUAACUGUUAGUUAUUUAUAAGAAUGGAGAGCUGUUCACUCCAGACUUUCUAAAUGUGUAGACAAAGCAUUCAUUUCCAAAGUAUACCUCAGAUCAGGAUGUGUAAAAAUCCUCUGGUAAGCAUAGCUGUCUGUACUUAUACCACUAAUGGAUCGCUCUGUAUUUGGUCGUCUGGACUAUAUGUGUUUAUUUAAUCAAUUAUAUUCAGCCUUGGAAAGAAUCAUGUCUAUAUUUGUAGAAAAACAUGAAACAAGAGUGCAGAAGAAAACAUGUGCGAUGUGCACUUUGAUGCUGUAUUCUGUUUCCAAUGUUCUGUUCUGUAAGCUUAAUGAACUGUUUUUCUUGUAUUUUUCAGGUGGGGAGAUUUAGGUGGACAUGUCACAGCUAGUGGACGGGUGCAGGUAGGCAGCAUAGUGAACAAGUUUGGUUUAACUUUAGUGUUUUGGGAGGGGGUUAGUAGUCUGUCCAGUUACAGACUGCCACAGAAAAAAACACUGUAAAGCAACAGAAGUGUUUAUAAAGAGAGCCAUAAAAAAGAGAUUGAUAAAACCUCACAUCAAACCAUAGCAGUGUAGUUUCAUAGCCAAGGUAAAAGCUAUUGUAUAUAAUGUGUGUUUGAAAUUAGCAUCACACUCUAUUGCUGCAAAACUAAAUAUUUACCUGAAUAAAAAGAGGUUUUAUAUGUCUUUAAUGAAAACCUUCAUCAUUCAUCAUUUGAUUGCCUCCUCUUAGAAGGGUAAAAUAUGCUCUGUCUACUACCUUUUUAUAUAGGUCUUUUCUUAUAUACAUUAUCUGAUAUACUUUGGAUAACAAAGUGGUGUCAAUGAAUCUUAUAAGUCUUGGUUAUUGUAGACUGGUGUGUUACGGACCAACUGUGUGGACUGUCUGGAUCGGACAAAUACUGCCCAGUUCAUGGUGGGAAAGUGCGCACUGGCCUAUCAGCUUUAUGCACUGGGGAUGAUCGACAAACCCAAACUCCAGUUUGAUACAGAUUGUGUCAGGUAAUGUGUCAUACAACCAAAAACACCUAAGUCAUAUAUCAGGGCCAGCUUUCAACUGAACUCUGUAUGUGUGUGUAAAACCCAGGUUGUUUGAGGAGCUCUAUGAGGACCAUGGAGACACUUUGUCACUACAGUAUGGUGGCUCCCAGCUGGUCCACAGGGUCAAGACAUACCGCAAGAUUGCUCCCUGGACACAACACUCAAAGGACAUCAUGCAGACACUGUCACGCUACUACAGCAAUGCUUUUUCAGGUAUGUUACACAGACACAGCACAGGUGCAAAUCGGCUUCUCUUACAAACUGUGCAACAUGAGAUGCUGUGAUUUGUUAGUUAUGUUACACCAAAACUCAUAUACUGUAUUAUAUAAAUCCAUUACACACAGGCUGAUAUAUUUCAAGUGUUCAUUGAUUUAUUAAUUUAUUUUUAUUUUGAUUAUUGUAGUUUAAAGCCAAUGAAACCAAAAUUUAGAAUCUCAGGAAAUUAGAAUAUUGUGUAGAAGUUCAAUACUGGAGACUCAUGGUGUCACUCUCUAAUCAGGUAGGUAGUUUGAAACACCUGCAAGUAGUGCUGGGCGAUAUGGAAAAAAAUGUAUAUCACGAUAUGGAUCAUUUUAUAUCACGAUAACGAUAUAUAUCACGAUAUAGCUAUGGUAUGCUUUCAGUUCUAUGAAAAAUUUAAGUGUAUACAGCUGCACUAGUACAGUACCAGUACAAGACCAGCACUUAAAACUAGAAAAAUGAAUAAAUAAAUAUGUGGCUGAAGCGCGUUCAUGUCUGUGGUCACCCAAAGUUAUGCAACACUCACAGAAAACCCCGAUAGUGUGAGCCAAAGCACUCCAUAAUAAUAAUAAUAAUAAUAAUAAUAAUAAUAAUAAUAAUAAUAAUAAAUUUAAUUUGUAAUGCACUUUACAUUUACAAAAAAUCUCAAAGUGCUACAGUACACAGUAAAAAAAGAGCAGCAACAAUAAAAAAAGCAAUAGAAUGACAGUCACAGAUUAGCAUAAAAAAAGAAUUGAAAAAAAUAAAAAAUAUAGAGUUGCAAUGUUAGAGGCAAGGUAGUAAAAGCAUAAAGCAUAGAGGAAAACUAACCAAAGGCUUUAUUAAAAAGGUAGGUCUUUAGGACUCUUUUGAAGAGGUUGUUCCCACUGCUAGAUGUUUCUCCUCCAAAGCUGCUCUCUGCCUCCAUCAUUGUUUACUUUACUCUUGAAGCACGUAGCAAGACCCGAGCAUGAAUCCGAGCGCUUUAUUCGCCUAUCAGGGGCAGACAGGUAAGGUGAUUUGAUUCGCCACGACUCCAGAAAUGAUUGAAAAACUACAGAAUGUCACAAAAUUACGUUUCCUCGCUGCUGGCUUGAAGGGUAGAAAUGCGCAGCCGCGUUCCCAGCUGACAGGAAGUCAAACCACUGUUGUAGUUCUUUUGUGUUGCUAGCGCGGUCAAGAGUGUUGGCUCUCACUGAGAGAUGACUACAAAAAUGGACGCACCUAUUCAUCUGGUUGUUAAACACGGCUGAAAAUAAUCAUCUUUUAAUGUUGUUCCCGCUCCUGCCCACUCCCGUUGCUUUUUUUGCCGUCCCGUCCCGAUCAAGGGAUUAAUAAAAAAAUGACUCACAUCCCGUGGGAUUCCCGCGGGAAUCACGUGACCCACGGGAAUUCCCCAAAAAUGUCAUCCUCUACAGGGAUGGUCCCGGAGCAGAUGAAACAGGUGCCGGAGCGGCUGAAAUAGGUCCCGGGUCCGAUCAAAAGAGGUCCCGGAUCGCGCUCCGACUUGCUCCGGCACAAAUUAAGCACUGCUUACAACGAUCCCCUCACGUGUGUAACCCAGGUAACCCGCAACGGCGGGAGACGCUGGACACGAAGAGGGCACGUAAAGCGGCGUCAUGUCGCAAAAUCGAAAGAGAAAUGCGAGCCUACAUGUCAACGCAUCCUUUUCUUUGUAAGAAAAUAUUGUUUUCUUUCCCGUUCGACACCAAAUACACUUACUGAAUGUGCAAUUAUUGUUGUUGUUACUAUGAAUCAUCUGAUGGCACAAGCCCUAUGGAUAAAAUACAGCCUAUCGCCCGAAACGAUAAAAAUAAAAAUGGCACGAUAGACAUUUUCUAUCGUGCCCACGAUAUCUAUCGUCCUAUCGCCCAGCACUACCUGCAAGGGUGUCAUGGGUCUGUAAGUGAUCUGUCACUCUGGAUCAGACGACCACACAUAAUGGGUAAGACUGUGGACUUGACAGUUGCCCAGAAGACCACCAUUGACACCCUGAACAAGAAGGGUAGGACCCAAAAGAUAAUUGCUAAAGAAGCUGACUGUUCACAGAAAGCUGUAUUCAAGCACAUAGAUGGGAAGUUUAAAAGAAGGAAAAAAUGUGGUAGAAAAAGGUGAACAAGCAACAUAAAUUUAGUUUAUUUAGUUUAUUCACACACAUCACAAUAUAUAUUUCACAGAUAUACAUAUAUAUACAUACACAUUACAUAUACAUACUGUACAUAGACACAUGUACACUGGAAAUUUCUCAGUGACUGGAUGUGUGGAAAGUUUGACCCCAAGGAAGCUGGAUAACCACAGCCUUGAGAGGAUUGUAAAACGAAGCCCAUUCAAGAAUGUGGGGGAGAUUCACAAGGAGUGGACUGCUGCUGGAGUCAGUGCUUCAAGAGCCACCACACACAGACGUAUCCAGGUCAUUAGCUUCAACUGGCGCAUUCCUUAUGUCAAGCCAAUCUUGAACCAGAGACACUGUUGGAGGGGUCUUACCGGGGCUAAGGACAAAUAGAACUGGCAACAAUGUUAAAAUGAAAACACCUCCAUAACAUCUCAGCAGUACCACAGACUGAUUGACUGACUGUCAAUCAGAUUGCCACACUGCAUUGCUGCAGUAAUCCAUGCAAAGAAGCCCCAACCAAGUAUUGAGUGUAGUACAUGCACAUACUUUUAGUAGUCCAAUAUUUCUCUGUUGAAAAUCCUUUUUUCUUAUUAGUCUUUAGUAAUAUUAAAAUUUUUAGAUUUUUUUUUCACAUUAAUUGUAGGUUAUGAUCACCAAAGACAAGAAAUAGACACUUGAAAUAUUGCAGUCUGUGUGAUGAAUCUAUAUAACAUACGUUUUUAAAACAAAAUCUAAUAACUGAAUUCAAUCAGCUUUUUGAUGAUAUUCUAAAUUAUUAGGUUAUGUUUCGCAUUUUUAAAAUUUGAAUUCAUCCGUUUUUUUUUUCAUCUCCAAACAGAUAUUUCUAAGACAUUUGAUAUUGCCUUUUGUUCUUCAUUCAGAUAUUGGUGGAACAUGGAGAACUGAUAUUUUUUCCGUGUCUUCAAUUUGAAACGUACAUCUCAUGCCAGUCAGUGCUUGAUAGAGUGGCUGCUACCUGCAUUCUUGUGAUUUUAAUGAUACCCUUACAUAGAUAAUAUAUAAGUAUAUAGAGUGCAGCUAUAUGUGUAUGACUGUACACAUUCGUCAGAACUCCUGAGUACAUGUUCCACAUCAAAGGGUGUUGCUUGUAUUCAGGGGACAGAGAGGAAGGCUAUUGUUAAGUCAGAGGUAAUAGCACUAAACCUCUUGACCUAGUAAGUCUCAAACCCCACUGUCCCUUUGUUUUAGCUCUUGUCUUCAUCUUCUUUUCAAAAUGAGGUCAAUGGUGAGCUGCAUAUCACAGCUGGAAGAGUGGUAGAUUGUCUGACAUGUCAAGUUGACAGGUAGUCAAAUGGUAGCCAAAAGUACUCAAUAUUCCUUGUACUUAUGCUCACUCAAUAGAGCAAAAGAGUGUAAUAAAGGAAAGGAAAAGUAAGACACUACAAGCUGGUGUCAGAUGUCAGCCUGACCUGUUUGUAGCACAGCACCAUUUCAUCCAUUUACUCCUGAUUACCUUUUUAUGACACAAGACACCAAGGGAAUAGAUUAUCUAUCUAUCUAUCUAUCUAUCUAUCUAUCUAUCUAUCUAUCUAUCUAUCUAUCUAUCUAUCUAUCUAUCUAUCUAUCUAUCUAUCUAUCUAUCUAUCUAUCUAUCUAAACAUAAAACUAUCUUCAGUUUGAAUUGUCAUCAUUGGAGUAAUAUGUACAAAGCAAGAGGCAAACAAAGAAUCCCACACUAAGUCUAUCACUUACAGUCCUCAUGCUUAUGUGGGAGAAAACUCUUUCAAGAAUGCAUUAGAAACUGUGAAAUCCAUCAAUGAAUUGUUGCAUUAGUUUGUUAAUUUUGACGAAUUAGUUUACAACAAAACUUGGUAAUAAUAAUUAAAAAAAGCCAAAUAUUAUAUGCAACAAGACAAACAUCAACAACAUGGCCAGCAAUGGGAAGACAGAAGAGUAAAACACAGCAAAGGGGAAACAGAGUAGAAAGAGUAUGAGCAAAAAGAUGCAAGAAACGGAAGUAGAUGAAAAUAGGAAGGGGUGAAAGCAAGUGAAAGAAACAAAACAAAUAAAAGCAACAGAAACAGCUUAAACAUUCUCACUGCUAUGGAACAGAUAUAGGCGGUAUUGGCUGAGCGAGAUUGUGUUGGUUCGUUCUACUUCAGUGGGGCAACAUAAACUGUGAUUCAUAAAAUAGCUCUAUUGAUAGUAAGUACUAAAAAAAAAUAUCUACUCAUGCCAUCCGGUCGAUUUUUUGUAAUCAGUGUUUCGGUGUCGAACUAUUUCCUUUCUGCGGCGCAGUGAUACUUGCACAUGCGCAAUCGAAUAUGCAGAGGGGUGAAGCGAUUUUUGUCACGUGGACCAAUAGGAGCCGAGUCUUGUUGCCAUAGUAUCAGAAAUACACAAACAUGACGACGAGCGCAUCUAGCAGCGAGACAAGCGAAGAGGUUAGAAAAGAACAGGAAAAAAAGAAAACAGCCUUCAAAAGUGCAUGAAAAAGGAACGAAACAAUGCUAUAUGCAUCUAUCAUCUGUCCAGAGUGAAGACGUUCUCGACUUUACAAGGACAUGUUGGGAAACUUACAGAACAAGUAUUAGAAAGUGGCUUUCUCUACAGGGUGAGGCAAAGAUCCUUGCAGAAACUUAUAAACACAGGUCGGUCGGUCGGUCAGUGGUCUGUUGUAAAAUAAAACAGAAAACGGCUUCAUCGGAUAUGGUUGAUAGGUGUUAGCUAAAGAAAUAGCCUGUUAUUACAGUUUCCACAAAAAAUAUUCACAAUAAAAUAAAAAGUUAGCAGGUUGAGAUUUUUUGUCAAAAGACACUCCUGAAGCGUGUAAAGGGAAAUAUAUGAAAAGACUGCUUUGUCCACAAAGGGUGCCACAACUGAGAGUUCCUUAUAGGAGCUUUAAUGCACACUAAGUUAAGCUACAGUAAAAGUUUAUAUCAAAAACUUGGUUUGCAGACAUAUUUAAGUAAGUAUGAAAGGCUUUUCUAAAUUAGGUUUUAAGAAUAAUAUGUGUAAAACCUUUGAGUGACUUUUUUUAGAACAUAGUUAUCAAUGAACCAUCUGAUUUUUAUACACAAGGGUAGGAACUUAAGAGUUAAUAUAGUCAGAUACAACAUGAUACCCCAGUGCCUGUUACCUGAUACUUGAUGCACUGCUCAUGAUACCAAUGUUCUGCAGUACUUAAUAAAUUGCAAGUUAGCCAUAGAAUUACAGAAGUGACAUGCUGAGUCAAAUUUGUAUUUUCACUUAUUUUUUUCAGUGCAGAGUCUUAACAUUUUAUAUAGAAUAUGAUAAAACAAAGGAUACAGAACAUUCAGGUCAUCAAGGGAGAUGAGUUUUGGUGUCUCAAAGAGAAACAAACAUAUAAAAAUAUUACUCAUGAGUGGGAGAAAGUGUUAAAAUACAUAAAUCAAUCAAUAAAGGAAAUGCGUGUGAAUGUGUGAGAGAGAGCAGGACAGGCCUGGAUGGGAGUCUCGCCAGAGAAAGUCUAUUUCAUCUACAAAACCUACAUCUACAUCAUCGACAAAAAAGUUUGGAAAUAGUGAUAAACAUAAAUAAAAACAGAAUACAAUGAUUUGCAAUCCUUUUUAACCUAUAUUCAAUUGAAUACACUACAAAGACAAGAUAUUUCAUGUUCAAACUCAUAAACUUCAUUUUUUUAUUUGCAAAUAAUAAUUAACUCAGAAUUUCAUGGCUGCAACACGUGACAAAGUAGUUGGGACAGGGGCAUGUUUACCACUGUGUUACAUCACCUUUCCUUUUAACAACACUCAAUAAACGUUUGGGAACUGAGGAGACUAAUUGUUGAAGCUUUGAAGGUGGAAUUCUUUCCCAUUCUUGCUUGAUGUACAGCUUCAGUUGUUCAACAGUCCAGGGUCUCUGUUGUCGUAUUUUAUGCUUCAUAAUGCGCCACACAUUUUCAAUGGGAGACAGGUCUGGACUGCAGGCAGGCCAGUUGAGUACCCGCACUCUUUUACCAAAAAACCACGCUGUUGUAACACGUGCAGAAUUGGCUUGGCAUUGUCUUGCUGAAAUAAGCAGGGGCGUCCAUGAAAAGACAUUGCUUGGAUGGCAGCAUAUGUUACUCCAAAACCUGUAUGUACCUUUCAACAUUAAUGUUGUCUUCACAGAUGUGUAAGUUACCCAUGCCCUGGGCACUAAUGCACCCCCAUACCAUCACAGACGCUGGCUUUUGAACUUUGCGUCGAUAACAGUCCGGAUGGUUCUUUUCCUCUUUGGCCCGGAAGACAUGAUGUCCACUAUUUCCAAAAACAAUUUGAAAUGUGGACUCAUCAGACCACAGAACACUUUUCCACUUUGCAUCAGUCCAUCUUAGAUGAGCUCGGGCCCAGAGAAGCCGGCAGCGUUUCUGGAUGUUGUUGAUAAAUGGCUUUCGCUUUGCAUAGUAGAGUUUUAACUUGAACUUACAGAUGUUGCAACAAACUGUUUUUACUGACAGUGAUUUUCUGAAGUGUUCCUGAGCCCAUGUGGUGAUAUCCUUUACACAUUGACGUCAGUUUUUGAUACAGUGCCGCCUGAGGGAUCGAAGGUCACGGACAUUCAAUGUUGGUUUCCUGCCGUGCCGCUUAUGUGCAGUGAUUUCUCCAGAUUCUCUGAACCUUUUGAUGAUAUUAUGGACCCUAGAUGUUGAAAUCUCGAAAUUCUUUGCAAUUGUACGUUGAGAAACCUUGUUCUUAAACUGUUCGACUAUUGCUCACGCAAUUGUUCACAAAGUGGUGAACCUCGCCCCAUCCUUGCUUGUGAAUGACUGAGAAUUUUUGGGGAAGCUGCUUUUAUACCAAAUCAUGGCACCCACCUGUUCCCAAUUAGCCUGCUUACCUGUGGGAUGUUCCAAAUAGGUGUUUGAUGAGCAUUCCUCAAAUUUCUCAGUAUUUUUGCCACCUUUCCCAACUUCUUUGGCACGUUACAGCCAUGAAAUUCUGGGUUAAUUAUUAUUUGCAAAUAAAAAAUAAAGUUUAUGAGUUUGAACAUUAAAUAUCUUGUCUUUGUAGUGUAUUCAAUUGAAUAUAGGUUGAAAAGGAUUGCAAAUCAUUGUAUUCUGUUUUUAUUUACAUUUAUCACACUUUCCCAACUUCAAUGGAAUUGGGUUUUGUACAUAGGUAAUGGGGCCAGUUUUUUUUUUAAGGUAGGACUGUAAGACACUAAUAUGAUAGAGGAAAGGUGUCUGAGCAGUGAUGUCCAAAAGAAAGUUCCCGGAGGCAAUGUGACUCACUCCCAGGGCUCUAUUUUGGUGCCUCGCCGGAGACGUGCCUCAAGCGCAGUGUCAGUCAGAUCCGCCGCGCUGACUAGGCGUUCCCAAGUACAUUUUGGUAUUUUGGUGAGCCGCGCAGCCCGGCGUAAGUAUCCCCCCUCCCUAACUCAGCUCCUCCCAGCACCAUAAGUCGUAGACGGGGAGGAGAGAGGGCGUGUAGUGUCUUUAACACAGCCGAGACCUGUUUUCACCAAUCACAUAAGCUCCUCUCCUUGCCUUUAAAUCCGCCACAGGCGAGACGUAUUACUAUUUUCAUGAAGUAGUCAAAGAGAUCAAGAGAUGUCUUAAGACAGUAAUGCCACAAGAUGGCAGCUCCUCAACAAGUGUCCUCCACACCCUCUCAUAUAAGCACAGAUGGAUUUGGUGUGUGUAAUGUUGGACCCAGUGUUAAGACAAACACCCUUUUCCACAAAUAAAGACACUCAAAUAAAGUUGCUCAUAUUCAAACCUCACGUGACAAAGGUGGGUUGAGCGCACAGAUCACAACAAAAACUCCAAAAAUGGCAUUAAAAUCGGAACCAUCUGUGCGUAAAUGACGCAUCGCGCUCCGUGGCCUGGCUCUGUCUUUCAUAGAUGUUGGCAUAUAAAAUAAAUUUGGCCCACAAAACUGAAUAUUAUAAUAUCCGUAUGUCGGCUUUAAGUAGAUAACGCAUCUGAGCACUGAAACAAAUCAUCUGUUCAGCCACUGCAGCAGCAGCAAGACGGACAGAGGACACGGAGACGUGUCCAGGUCGAGCUGUGCGAGAAAUAAGAGGAAGAGGAAGAAAGAAAAGGAGGGAGACGAAUUACAUAUCUUGUUAACUUCAUCAUGUGUGUAUAUUUACUAGAUAUUUAAAUUAAUUUGAUGCGGUUUCAGCUGUGUUGAUUCGGUCAGGUUGUGUGUCCAAACGCGUGCCAAACGCCCUCAUCAGAUCAGAUAUAGAUCAGAAUAUAUCGAUAUAGAUCUAAAUGUAUGUGCUGACUCAGAUUAAUAGUUGAUGAUGAUUAUUUAUUGCACUGAAAUGUGCCUGACACUGUGGAAACCUGUCGGUGAGGCAUCAGUGACGUAUGUCGAUACGCCGCCGGUCUACCAAAAUACUACUGGACCAGCUGCGUUCCGCCUUGCGCUGAAAGCUGACCAGGUUUGAAUCAGCGAGCUUUCAGCGCACGUUACACGCCAGUGGCGAGCACGAAAAUAUCACUGCGCCAGCUGAUUCUGUCAACACCUCCCCCUGCCAUGCCACCACGCCCAGCUUGGCGGAUCUCGGCUCGCCUCCGUGCGACUCAGUCCACGAAAAUACCAAACUCGCCUUACGCCGGGCUCCGCCAGACGAAAAUACAACUGCGCGGGGCUCGCCGCCCUCCGCCGCCUCACCGGCGCGAUCGAAAAUAGAGCCCCCAGUCUUAAAACACUAGGUGUCAAUAAACUUCAGCAUAGAGAGUAAACGCAGGAGAACAAACAAGACAUGAUUCUAUACCAUUUUCAUAUUUACAUAUGAGAACCACCUUGACCAAUACUUCUCGGCUUUAUGAUCAUAGAGUCUGAGGGAAAAGGUCAGUAUUUCCAUUUUGUAUAUUUCUUUUACAGUGGCUGUCCACUCUCUCACUGUUGGUGGCUCCCCGUUAGGCCAUUUCCUUGUUACUGAUUUCAGGAGUAUUUUCAGAAGGUACUUGUCAUAGGGAUUGAGUUAGGUUGGUAAAUUACACAAAUAUACAGUUUUCAAGUCACACUCAGUUUUAAAACCAAGAAUUGACUUUAUUUCUUCGAGUACCUCUAGCCAAAGGUUGGAUUACUGGGCAGCCCCAAAAGAUAUGACAGUGGUCCGCCAACACAUAGUUAUGCUUUUUUCCCAAACAGUUCCCACUUUCAGGUCUGCCAGUUUGUAGGUAUGCUCUUUUUGGGGUUGUGAAAAACCUGAUAAUUUAUGUGAAAUUCCCUCUACUGCCCUGAACUAGUGGAGGAGGAGUUAACUUGAUGUACACUUAGCCACUCAUCCUCUGUCAGUGUUAUUUUUAGUUACAUUUAACAUAGUAAGUUGUUUUUCUAGGUUUGCAGGCAUACGGAAAUUCUUGAAACCACUUUUGUUGAGUCAAAUUUAAUGGGUGACCAUAGACUGUAUAUAGAAUGGACAGCUUCUGCCUCCUUGAUGGGUGAAGCCACUCUGAGAACAGCACACUCUAGUGACAGGCUGCAGUAUAGGUCAUAAAUCCCGCCUCUGCCAGCAAAGCUUAUGGAGUUGUGGGCAAACUUUAGAAAUUUAUUACACAGAACAUAUGUAGUUACUGUAAGACUGGUCUGUGCUCAAGUCCUCUUUUUUCUCUACAGCUAUAUUUAUAAAAGUUAUGAGGGGUUCAUGUUUUUCUAUGAUUGACACUUGAUACAGCUUAUGGGCGUACGAAGAUUGCGUAGCUCACCCGAGAGAUAUGCUGUUUGAGCCGAGCGUCAUCACAGCGACUCUCUGUGACUCUCCCACCGAAUGCAUUCAACUCUACUUCGCAAGUGGUGGAGUGUGUACAAUGCUACUGCAUAAGUGGUGGUUUCAGGAAAUAGAGAAAAAACGUGGAAUUACAGAGAGCUUUUUGGCUUCAAAUCCAUAUACUGGUAGAAGGCGGAACCAAGUUGUCCAUAGUAUAUAGAGUCUAUGAGGGUGACCUGCUUAGAUAGCUGUAUUAUUUUUAAAUUUAACAUGCCAGUGCUACAGUCAUUUGACUUGCAUGGGUUGGAAUGAUAUAUCGCUGUGUUGAUAUUUUGUCCUACCCCCAUUUAUUAGUGCAUACUCACUAAUCAUCCUUAUCCACAGUGAAUGAUGUAUGCUUUUGCAUCCCUGCCAAGCUCUCUGACAGCUCUUGUCUGAUUCACAACCACAGUUUGUACACACAAACAUAAAACACUUUGCCAUAUGCUCUGCAGUCCACUUAAGUGCAGAUUUGAAUCACUGUUUUGAUGAAACCGGUUAAGGGGGAGAGAAGUGUUAUAAACUAACGAGACCUGUUGACAAAUCUCUGAGAUGCAUUUACCAAACAGGCUGUGAGAGAAAAGUUUUUGCUGACCACCACCGUUCCCAAUAUGAAUAAUGUUCACAGAUUAGCCAAAACUCUUAUCUUAUGAUGUGAUCACUGAAUCCCAGGCUGAAAAUUACCCAGAGAAAAGGUUUAGUGGCAGGCUCUAACAGAAGGCAAUUUAGUAAGUAAUUAUCUAACGUGACUGUUGGAGCUGCACACACGGGGCCUCACAGUUGGGGGAUGGAUUAAAUGGCACCGAACUGGGCAUCAUGCAAAACACGUGCCACAUGCUGAACACACAAACACUCCCAGAGAUUAUCCAAGCACGCUUCGAAAGACAAACAUACUGUAGUGUGGCGGUUCAGAGAGUUUUUCCUGGUUAGGUGAAGUGUGACUGUGUCUCGUGAAAGUUCUUGUAAUGGAGGAGUUUGGUGUGGUGGGUAGUGUAGGGUAAUGUAUAGCACAAACUAUACUGAACAAAAAUAUAAACGCCCAUUGUCAAAUAUAAGAGUUUUAUGAACAUUUGGGUUAUGGUAUAUGGAGAAACUCAAAAUAUAUUUUCAGUAAUUACUGAUCUUCAUAUUGGCAUUGAUAACAUCGUGGUAUGGCCAUUUGUAGCGGAUUGACAGUCCUUUAAACAUGAUAGGGGUCAGGUUGAGGAAUUUGAUUUUUCAGUUUCUUGUGUGUCCACCAGCUGCGUCUCUCAGAGCAACACAUCUUCUUCGCAUGGAGUUGAUCAGAUUGUAUAUGGUGGCCUUUGGAAUGUUAUUCCAUUCCUCCUGGAGUGCCACACGGAGCUGACCCACAUUGCCUGGAACUGGAACACGGUCCCGGACACGCCUAUCCUGUACAUCCCAAAGAUGCUCUAUUGGGGACAUGUCUGGCGAAUAUGCAGGCCAGUCCAGAACUUCAAUGUCAUCUGUUUGAAGGAAUUCCAUGCAGAUGCGGGCAACAUGAGGUGGGGCAUUGUCAUGUUGAAAGGUGAUGGCAUGCUGGCGCACAACAAUUGGGGUGAGAAUCUCGUCCCGAUAACUUGGUGCAUUAAAAUUUCCCUUCAAUGAAGUGCAAUGGUGUUCUAUGCCCGUAUGUGAUGCCUGACCACACCAUAAUGCCACCACCUCCAUGGGCAACCCUGGGCAUAACAUUCGCAUCUGCAAACCGUUCACCCAUGCGUCGCCAGACACGCUGUCUUCCAUCUGCACGAUACAACUGGAACCUGGAUUCAUCCGUGAACAUCACUCUUCUCCAGUGUGCCAAGGGCCAUCGGACAUGUGCAUUCGCCCAUGCGAGUCGGUUCCUAUGCCGGACAGCAGUGAGAUCUACACCACGGUGAGGGUCUUGUGCUGGAGUGGUCACACGUGGCCGACGAGGAUGAGGUCAAUUUGUAGUAGUGCCCGUUUGUUGGAAAUGAACUCUUAAAUGGCCUAUGGUCCGAUGAUGGACAUUGAGCCGUGCAGCUACUGCUCUGGUGGACAUCCCUACAUCCAACAUGCCAAUGGCACGCUCCCGCAUAACUUUGGACACCUGAGGCAUUAUGACUAUGAAAUUUGACAUUUUGGGGUGGCCUUUUAUUGUCCUCAGUCCAAGGAUUGUCCAGCUGCUGCUCAUUUUGUCUGAUCACCCACUGGACAUGCCCCACCCAUGCACUGAGUAAAAAACAACUCACUGAGUAAUGCUCACUGACAGCAAGUUGGAUUAAAAAUUAUACACAAAUCAAGAGAAAUAUUACUUUUGUACAAUAAAAUGUCAGCAAAUGCUCAUUUACAGUUGUUAACUCCACAUGGCAACAAUAUUUGACAUGGGGCGUUUAUAUUUUUGUUCAGUGUAAAUACACACCAGAAAAAUAGACAAGAACCUUUUUUCUGUGUGAAACCUAUUACAAAAAGGAAAAUGCAGAGCUGUCAAUCAUGCAUGAUUUGGACCGUAAAUAUAACCAGUUACAACUCAUGGUAUUCAAUCAAAAUACUGACACUGUGGCACCAAAUGGUCACCUUUGAGAUGGUUAUUUGCCAGAAUAUUCUGAACCAUUGAAGGCUUUUUCAGGAGCUUUCUAAUGCAGUUUUUGAACUCGUGGUCUGCUCGAAUAGAUAAGAUACUGGAGCUUAGACUGCUAAAAAUGUUGCACUGGUUUAAAUGGUGUCAGAACAGACAGUGCAUUGCAAUUUCUUAUGUAUGCGACAAGCCAUUUACUUCUCUAAACAUCUAUAUUUUUAUACCUGAGCAUCAUAACUGGACCACAUGGUAAAGGAAGGUGGCUAGGGAGCACACUGCAGUUUGAAGUGCUGACUUGGUCUUCAAGUUCUCCAGUUAUCAGUCCAAACAAGCAUCUGUAAGGUGUGGUGGACAACUGAGUCAUAACCACAGAGGCCUGAUCUCGUAACUUCCAGGACUUGCUAGCAUCCUGUGACAGAUACCACAGUAGUUUAUUCAGGGGUCUAGUUGAAUCUAUGUCUUGUCAAUUGAGGGCCAAAAACAACCCUGAUCUGUCGAGAGGGAGGUGACACAGUAUUAGGUGGUCAAAGUGUUAUGGCAGAUGUUAUGGUUUAAAGUCAUUUGCACCACUGAAAUGCUCUUGGUGACAUUUAGUUACACAAUCAAACCCCUUUGUUGAUGACCUUGCUGGAUCAUACCCUUUUAUAGUCUUUUAAACAUUGCAUUUUGAUUUUUUGUUUCGCUGACUUUUCUGUAUGUGUCUUUGUCUCCUCUAGAUGCUGACAGGCAGGAUGCCAUCAACCUGUUCCUCCAGGUCUACCAGCCAUCAGAAUCCAAACCACACCUGUGGGAGCUGCCUACUGACUUCUACUUACACCAGAGGAACACCAUGGCUCUCCCGCAAGACAGACGCAGGUAAACACACACUCCAACUCUAAAACACACAAAUAUCAACUGUAAACAUGCAUGAAUCAAGUUAUGGAUACAUACAGUAUUUGAACAAACACACUGGGGUGCAGCUCAAAUAUGCAUUGAUAGAUGCAACAUCUUUUUCAAUUGGUCUUGAUAGCUUGAAUGUAUGUACCCCUGCUUUGCUGUUUUUUUUAAAAAAGCUCAGGGUGUGUAAGACCCCCACAGGGGCUGAGGUUAUUCACAUGUGCAUAUGGUUGGAUUAUUUUAUCUUUGAUUGCUUUUGUGGUCAAAACUUUGCAAUUGAACCUCCUCUUUCACCUGUACAAGGAUUGCACAGCUGCGACCUCGAGGUGUAAUUAUGUGAGUGGCACAGCUGAGGUUUGUUUAUCGCUCAUGCUGAAUGUGAGGGCCACAUUGCUGCAGAUAUUCAUAUCAAACAGGGUUUGUUCAGUAGCCCUGAAAGCUCAAUGUGGCAUUUUGAAAUAAAUGACUGCAAUGAAAAAAAUUCCACACAUUCUGAAUCCAAUCCAAAGACUGGGAUGCUAAAAGCUUUUACACAACUGUGUUUUACCUUCCAAAAAUAACACAAUUUGGGGAAUGUUAAGAAAUGGUAAAAGUUUUUCUACAUACCCCAUCCAUAUUCUUUAUUUCCAUUAAUUUUCCGCAGGGGGUUAGUUGACUCUUUUAAUAUUAUCAGAGCAUUUGCCUUGUUUCUGAUUAUUUACCAAACUCUUGGUAAUCAGGAACCAUCAAAUCAGAAUGUGAAUGAGGCUUAUGAAGGUUGUUAUUAAGUGUACUUCGGUAAAUUAUGACACAUUUGGUGCUAUGUUGACAUUGUUUGGGAAGGCAUGGUCGUCGACAUAGCACCAAAUGGGUCAUAAUUUACUGAAUGACACUUAAUGACAACCUCAUUCAUGUUAAUGACAGGUGUCAUGUCAUGAUUAUGACAGCGCAAUGUCAGACUUAUGUAUACCCCUUCAAAUGAAGUGUUACCGCAUAAUUUGAGAAUAUCAGCACACUGAAAUUAUCCUCACUUUUGCUUUACCCUGGGAUCUUGUUUUCCCUGAAUGGACUCCAGUCCUGUUCAUUAUUGUGCUUUUUACCCAAUUACCCAGCUUAUAACUGAAGACAUAAAUAAGCUGACACAAAUGAUUGACUUUGAGAUUUCUUUAAUCAAAAAAAAAUAUAUGUAGACAGAGGGGGGAAAAAACACCCUAUGGCUGACGCUUCCACUGCACUACUUAACAUUUAACUGGACAUUUAAUUUGUGGUUAAAUCAUGGUGAAACAUUAGUCUGCUCAAUUUUUAUGUUUCAAAUUAGACUGAACAUUUCUAUUGAAGAUAAUCUUAGACAGGAUGAACAGGACCUCUGCAGGAGUCUUUCUGUCAAAAGCUCUGUCCUCAUUCAGCUCUCUUUUUUUCUCAGAGGAUUUGCAGCUGACACAUCUUUGAAUAUAAAUCACACAAAUAUCACUGAUUUGAACAUUGCUGCUUGUAUUACUUUUGCUUAUUCUGUAAUGAAACACAAACAGAGUUGCACUAACCACUUCUGCCUAGAUUACAGAACAGGAUCCCUGGAGUUUUUUGUUCUCCUAAUACAUAAAGAUAAUAGUGAAAUUAUCUCCCCCCAUGUUAUUUGGCCUACUGAUUUAAAAUGCUAACAAAAACAUUUUUGCCACAGUGUCUACAGGCAAAAUCAGAAUGUGCCAGAUUGAUUUGAGUUUUAAUAUGGUUGCCCCUAGUGUUGCUUUUGUUUUAAAAAUUAAUGACCAUUGUUAUGAGGUUUGAUCAAUCAGAACUGAGUAUUCCUAAUACUGCGUUUUGAUUUAAGUUAUAUACAAGUUAAAUAAAUACUUUAUUACAUUCAUAGAUAAGGCUGGUCUAUUUUUGAAGCAUUCAAUUACAUUGUAUUUAUAAGAAGGUAGAUUGUUUAUGUAGCCAUUUUUCUGCCUGAGCUUUAGCCAGCAUCAGCCUUUACCCAUAAUUCACUGACUGAUUCGCUGACUUUUGAGUUUCACUUUAACUUGUCAUCCAUGCAUUGUGUUUCUUAGUAUUAUGGCGCAUAUUUGUGGGUGUGUACUCUUUUGCAAUUCGAACACUCUCCUUUGUCCUCAUGCUUACAUAAAAGUAGACCCAGUUGUCUGCUACAUGCCACUAAUUCAUGCAGCCACAAUGGGCAAAAGUAGGUCAGCCAUUAUUACAAAUAAAUUAGCAUGGUGGGAAUUGAAUUCACUUCCAAAGCCACACACUGCGCCUUUGCUGUAAAAGUCACCCUAAUAGUUCAUCUCACUCUAAAUACUAAUCAGAGAGUUUAUUCAGAUUAGCCGUAUUGAAUAAAAGGAUGCUGUGUUCAGGAGCUUUACAGUAGGUGGUCCAAUCCAACAAUUUUCAGAUCUAGGUUAUGUUGAGGAGAGGCAGUCUGGACUGCAGAAUACAUAUCAGUCAGUUUACAGUUUCUGUAAGGUUGAAAACAAAUUCAUGUAUUUUUCUGUUUCUAUUUUUCCAGCUACACAUUUUGGUGGUCAGUGGGAAUCCUGUCCUAUCUUCCUGUGGCGUAUGACGAAGGUAUCUAUGCAGAAUAUAUUGGUGAUAAUACUCUCCAAAAUCCAAGACAUUUCAUCAGAAUAUUUCUUUUACAAAGUAAUGCCUUUAUUCACUUUUUUAAAACACGAAUGAGAUUUAGGUAAACUGGGAAGUUUAAGGAUUAGGAGUACAUAGCAUUUCCCACAGUCAGCAUUGAUGAAAGAUCACAUUGUAAGGGUCACAUUUUUCUGAACUCUCCAACAAACUCCAACAAAUACACACCUGAGAAAAGUGUGUUAUUCUGUUUGUUUCAUGAUUUCAGGCUUCCUCUGUCUGUGUGUGGCACAGACUUGUUACAUUCAGGCCUUUUCACUAAAUGUUUUUGUGUGUCUCCAUUCAUGUAAUCACACAUUGAUGCAGUCGCCUGUGAGGAGAACAUGAAAAAGGUCAAAGUGAAGAGAGUGAACCGCUUUGAUGAGAGUAUCGACAUCUACACUGAAUUCUUCAAACCAUAUGAGCUCACCUCAUUUGAUGACACUUUCUGCAUUGCCAUGACUAACUCUGCAAGGUGAUUACGCAGACACACAAAACACACACGGAUAUACAAAUGACUUCAUGAAAAAGAGAUUGUGUGAUGUGUGUGAUACUGCUUCAUCAACAGUGUUGAAGUCAAUGACAGUUCAUGCAGCGUUGGCUGCUUAGAUGUCACAGAAUUAGUUUUUAAAAACAUUGAAACUAUAUUUUAUUUUACUUUUAAUUCUGCUUUUAUUUUAUCCAUUGUUUUAAUUGUUUUUUGAUUGUUUUUUAUCUUGUUGUUUUGUCUAGUUAUGUACAGCACUUUGUUCAGCUGUGGUUGUUUUAAAGUGCUUGACAAAUAAAGUUGAGUUGAGUUGAGUUGAGAACUCAUGAUAAGAAACACAUAAAAUAUGGUGUACCAAAGUUUAAUUAUAGGCUGUUGUUGUGAGAGCACUGCAGGAUUUCUGCUAAUGGAUGUCCUCCUCUUUUUGUGUUGAAAAGGGAAUUUAUGCCCAAGACAGUAGGAGUGGAUCCAAGCCCAUUCACUGUGCGCAAACCAGAGGAAACAGGAAAAUCUGUGCUUGGGUGAGUGCACAAUCUUAGGCUAUGUAGAUGACCUCAUCAUUAUUAUGAUGUUUUUGGCAUGUAAUACAUGCAAUGUCACAGUGCCCUGGUGCACACCACUUCAUCUGACACCCUGUGCUCAAUCAACCAAAAACAAGCCUCUGUACCUUCCUCUUGCCUUUGUUGGGAACAUACAAAGUUGUUUUUACCUUUGAUGAACUGUGUGUGUGUGUGUGUGUGUGUGUGUGUGUGUGUGUGUGUGUGUGUGUGUGUGUGUGUGUGUGUGUGUGUGUGUGUGUGUGUGUGUGUGUGUGUGAUCUGUCCUCCACAUACAUUUUACUGCUUAAUUCACAGCUUCUCCUUUGUUAAACAUCUAAUGGGCUGAUGGCUCAAAAUUGCCUCCACAUAAUGGCAGUAAAGCUUGACUGCCAAUAUGCUACACAUGGCUGAUCCAAUGUUCUGUAUGCUUAAGUGUUAUCCUUCAAAGAUAGUCCUUUAUUCCAUAUAGAACUGCACUGGCUUCCUUAAAGCAGUCUUUAAGGGUCCACUACACCCUAAUUGAUAAGUGGUUCAAGUGUGUCAUUAAAGCUCUCAGGUACCUUAGGUUUGUGAUAAUUUCAGCAUGUGGUGAACCAGACUGUACCUCUUACCUUUUGGCUGCUUUUGUCCUGUCAAUGUGCAAGUAGCAGUGAAAAACCUCCUCCUGCUUCCUAUUCACAUUUAGUCAUAUCUCUCAUUGUGGGUAUAUGAUAUGAAAACAAGAAACAGAGGCUGUUCCUGCAGCGUGACUUAGCUGGUUUAGUGCAAUCCUGCUGUACUAGUCUCAAGCAUUCAAAAUGUUAUUUAAGCAUGAAGUGUCUCCCUUUUGUUGCUAACAGUCUUAUUUGCUUUUGUAGUUCAUGGAGAAGCAGAAAUAUACAUUUUGGUCUGUUAAAUAAAAAACUCUGUCAAACUGAACCUUCAAUCAAAAUAAGGUGGUAGAGUCAGACAUAAGCGGGGGGAAAAAUGUCAUACUCGUUUUUACAAGGAGUUCCAUAACUGUAAAGAUAUGUGGCUGUCUUGGCCAGGACUCCCAUGGAAAAUAGAUUUUAUAUCUAAUAAUAAGAGUUAAAUCACAUAAUAUAUAAACGUAAGAAUCAUUUGGUUGGCUGAAGAUUCCUCAUUAAUGUUUGGAAGUGAAGUCAAAUCUAUUGCAUUGUCAUCUAUGAACGUUUAUAACAUAAAGUCAGAAAAUUUUGUUUUGUUCUAGCUUUUACAAGUAUUGCCUAAACUAACAAUAUGUAACUUCUGAUUCCUCAAGACAUGAAAAACAUCUUUUUUUUUUUUUUUACUUCAGGGACCUCACAUUAGCUCAUGAAUCAUGCCCCUAGAUGCUCAAUGCCACCUCUGGUUUAAGUGCAGUGUAUUAUUCCCGGUGACAUUUUGCAUGAAUAACAGAACAAGAGGCUUUAAUUGAGCCUCCACGGUUAACUAUGAUAAUCGUUUGUGCAUCCGACAGACAAUUGUGCCAAAAGACAAUAAAGGGCUCAUUUGGCUGCUCUAUUUAGUGUAAUUUGAUUUCUUUUAUUUCUGUAGCACAGCAGCACCUGGCCAAAUGACUGCACGAUGCCUCAGGUGUGACUGAAAUACGUCAGUGGAGGACAGAUAUACAAAACCAGCACGUGUACACACAUGCUUGCACUGACCGACACACAGUACAUCUCUAUUUUCAGACAUCGACUCAUCUAUUCUCUGAGUCAUUUGUCAUGGUCACAAUAGAAACUUGGUGAGAAACUCAGGGAUUUUUUUCUCUCAACAUCUUUAAGGAGUUUGUCAAGAUCCUCCACCAAGGAGAGCAGUCUUGAGUCAUGAUUGAAAAUAAAAUGGUACACUGUAACUGUUAUCAGAGGCAAAGAGCUGUGAAGAGCUGUGGCUUCACUAAGACAUAUCAGAGUACUAUUUUUACAUCACACCUAUAACUCUUUGGAAUGAAAUGGUAACAUCAUUAGAUUUCUACUUCUUCAGUAAGAUAAGAUAAGAUAAUCCUUUAUUAGUCCCACAAGGGGAAAUUCCAAAAACCUUGUAAACCUGUUCCUUUCGCAUGCAUGGGAUUGAACCCCUUUUUUGAACCCCCUUUUCAUUUUUUUUAUUUUUUACUUUUUUAUUUAUUUUUAUUUUUUUGGGGGGGGGGUCAGACCAUGUCAUUUUUAGAUUUUCACCCUGUCUGUAUGACACUCAUCUCCAGGCCUAUCAUGUAUCAGGUGAAUAAUUGUGUAAUUUUUACAACAGCACUAGUCUUGUAAACGUCUUAACCGUGAACUGUGCCCAUUGUGUAGACACAGUGUAUUCAAUGACUUUCCCUUUGGGGAUAAAGAAAGUUCUUGUGUUGUGUUGUAUCAAAAACCAGCAGAAAUCAACAAAGAAAACUAAAGAGGGGAUGUGAAUUGAGAACAAACCCUUCCCUCCAAAUUACACAGAUAUGUGUGCCUGGUGUUGUAUCAGCAGAAUGUGUUCUCCACUAACUUAGUUAGGUUAUAAAAGACAAAAACACUGACAGCCAAUCAAUGUACAUCCAAGACAAGAAGAAGGAGUGAGACCUGCUGACAUAAGUCACAUAACAGGUCCUUUUACAGAUUUGCUAUCAGACCAGAAGAAGGUAGAUUACAAGGAUCCUCAUAGACACAGAUCAGCCAAAAUCAACACAAACCAAAAGUUCCUUGUAGUUGCUCCUUUAUAUACAUUUGUGUUACACUCUGGUUCCAUAACUUACUCUAUCAAAGCAAUGCAAAAUCAUCAUUAUGUAAGCAACUACAUCUGACUUUGUUGUUUGGAAGAUGAAAGACAUUUAAUAUUUAAACUGGUGAAGUUCUGACCUUUCUCCUGCUGAAAAUGUGUGGUGCAUUAUGACGUAUAAAAUUUGUUUAUGUAUCACAGUUAGAAUUGGGAAGGGGAGAAUAAUAUCCGAAUGUCCUCCACUCUAACACUGUUGUAUUUCACCAACCAGAAUCUCAAACUUUUGGAGCAUUAUUUCUAAGUGGGCAUUUUCCAAACUGCCAUCAAAACCCAAACUACAGGGAAUAAGAGGCACAUUUUGGCCGGUUUUACAGAAGCCGGCACGUGGAUGAAGACAAAGUUUGGACUGGUUGAGGAUUGAGCAGUGACUCAGCCAGGCUUUUCUUGGCUGUUUUAUGAAACAAUUAUAGUUGAAGAAUAAAGGAGCACUUUAGAUUUGUUUGUUUCAGUAUUAGUCAGCUCUCUUUGGUGAGGAGCUGAGGAAGCAUAUAGAGAAUUUUCCACUCUGAUAUAAAAACCACUCCCAACUGCAUUUUUAUAAAAGAAAAAUUUAUCACUCUGAAAUGAUUCAUGAAAGUAUAUUGCAUUAAACCCACUCGUUAGUUUUAAUUUCUAAGUGGCCUCUUUCACCUUUUUUUUUCUUUUUUUUGGCAGCAACAAGAGCAACAAAGAGGAGACAAUGCUGCAGAGGAAGACUGCAGCCAGUGCACCUCCACCCCCCAGCGAGGAGGCCAUCAGUAGCUCCUCGGAGGACGACUCAGAGGAGGACCGUGAUGAUGACGGGUCUGUGUCACAGCGCUCCACUCCGAUCAAAUUGCUAACAGAGUCUGGAGACAGCAAUCGCACACAGGAGGUACGGAAGAACAAAGCACUACACAGUUAAAGAUGUUUACAUCAAGGCAGUCUUGGGACUAAAUAACCAUCUUCAGACCCUACUAUGUGUCUUUAUGUAUGUUGGCCAGCUUUGGGCAUUCUGAUGAAACUAAUUAGGGACAAACUUUUUCUGCGCACCAUGGUGUCUAUGGUCCUGGUAGCUCUUUGACCGUGAAGAGCUACUAAAAUUGAAAUUUCCAAUACUAAAAUGUAGACCCUGGCCCACAGAUUCUUGUUUUUAUGUAGAAUCUGUAAAAUAGAAAUUACUCUGAAGGAAGCACAGUUUCACUGAAAUAUUUGGUAAGAAAUGAAAUGGGAUGUAAACACUAUGGGCUCUGCCUCGCCGGAGACGUGCCACAGGCGCGGUGUAAGUCAGGUCCGCCGCGCCGACAAGGCGUUCCCAAGCACAAUUUGGUAUUUUGGUGAGCAGCGCAGCCCGGCGUAAGUAUCCCCCCUCCCUAACUUAGCUCCUCCCAGCGGCGUAAGUCGUAGUGAGGGAGGAGAGAGGGCGUGGAGUGGGUUUAACACAGCCGAGACCUGUUUUCACCAAUCACAUAAGCUCCUCUCCUCGCCUUUGAAUCCGCCACCGGCGAGGCGUCUUACAAUUUUCGUGAAGUAGUCAAAGAGAUCGAGAGAUGUGUGAAGACAGUAAUGCCACAUGAUGGCGACAGAAGGCAGCUCCUCAACAAGUGUCACUGUAAGCGCUGCAUUGGGCGUCUUCCACACUCUCUCAUACAAGCACAGAUGGAUUUGGUGUGUGUAAUGUUGGAACCACUGGUAAGACAAACACCCUUUUCCACAAAUAAAGACACUCACAUAAAGUUGCAUAUAUUCAAACCUCACAUGACAAAGGUGGGUUGAGCGCACAGAUCACAACAUAAACUCCAAAAAUGGCAUUAAAAUUGGAACCAUCCGUGCGUAAAUGACGCAUCGCGCUCCGUGGCCUGGCUCUUUCUUUCAUAGAUGUUGUCAUAUAAAAUAAAUUUGGCUCACAAAACUAAUUAUUAUAAUAUCCGUAUGUAGGCUUAAAGUAAAUAACUCAUCUAAGCACUGAAACAAAUCAUCUGUUCAGCCGCUGCAGUUGCAGCAGGACAGGGAGAGAACACGGAGACAUGUCCAGGUCGAGCGGCGCGAGAAAAAAGAGGAAGAGGAAGAAAGAAAAGGAGGGAGACGAAUUACAUAUCUUGAUGACUUCAUCAUGUGUGUUUAUUUACUAGAUAUUUAAUUUAAUUUAAUGCAGUUUCAGCUGUGUUGAUUCGGUCAGGUUGUGUGUCCAAACGCGUGCCAAACGCGCUCAUCAGAUCAGAUAUAGAUCAGAAUAUAUCUAUAGAUCUAAAUGUAUGUGCUGACUCAGAUUAAUAGUUGUUGAUGAUUAUUUAUUGCACUGAAAUGUGCCUAACACUGUGGAAACCUGCCGAUGAGGCAUCGGUGAUGUAUGCCGAUACGUCGCCGGUCUACCAAAAUACUACUAGACCAGCUGCGCUCCGCCUGCGCUGAAAGCUGACCAGGUUUGAAUCAGCGCACUUUACACGCCACUGGCGAGCACAAAAAUGUCACUGCGCCCCCUGAUUCUGUCGACACCUCCCCCUGCCACGCCACCACGCCCAGCUUGGCGGAUCUCGGUUCGCCUCUGUGCGCCUCAGUCCACGAAAAUACCAAACUGGCUGUACGCCGGGCUCCGGCAGACGAAAAUACAACUGGGGGGGUCCGCCACCCUCCGUCGCCCCACCGGGGUACUCGAAAAUAGAGCCCUAAGGAGCAAUUUGAAAUCCCAGUCAGUACAAAUCUAAAUGUAUCUUGCUUCAAAGUUAUCUUGUUUAAUGAAUAUGGCACAAAAUAGUCUUAAAAUCUUCCUCUCAUCCAAGGUUUUGUAAUCCCCUCCAGGGACCACAGGAAAACAUCAUCAAAGCUGAGGCUGAGUCAACAACACUUGCUUGUAUUUUGGGCCACAAAAUUCAUUAAGCAUUCCAAUUUUAGAGUGUCCUCCUGAUUGAAAUUCUUCCCCGAGUCACUGAAGAGAAAUAAGCUUUGUUUUUUAUUGCGUCAGACGGGGUAGUCUUCCUUAACUGAGGUUUCUGUCAGGGGUCUCAUUGGUGAGGGGUCUGUGUUGACGAAUGAAAGAGAGAUGUGGUCUUUAAACCCUUUAUUUUUUUUCUCCCUUCCUCUAACUUUUACUGUCAUUCUUUUCCUAGAGAACAAGCACACUCCACUCCCCCAUACGAUCUCUUUUAAUAUGCUUUUGUCAUAAAAGGAAUUAUCAAUACUUACACACUGUUUGAUCUCACAGACUAUAUGCUGCAUCAAAGAUGUACUGUAUUUCUUAUUGAUCUGUUUUUAUUUUUAGCAAAUCAUAGAGGAUGUUUUUUAAACUUUUGGCCUGGGGUACCAAAUAACCUACUAAGCAAAAAAUCAAUCAAUCAAUCUAACCUUCUCCUUUAAGACAAAGACAUCAAUAAAAUAAACCUUUAAAAAGGCACCUGCUGAUUUGCCCCCAUUUAGGCAUUUCUUGCCUGACUUAACUUUUGAAGUUUUUUGUCAGAACUUCCAUCUUAUGCCAAGACCACAGAAGAUCUAAAGCUCUUUUUGCAGUUAUAUUUUCUAGAUCUUGUAAAGAAAUAAGUGGUUUAGCAUUCAAAAUGUUGUUCCUUUUGCAGACUUGCUCCUGUAGUAAAAGUGCCCCCCUUAGAAAUCAGUUCUGCUCCACUGCUGUGCUUAAAACUCGUGUGAGGAUCUCAAAGUCUUGUCCUCUACAUGCUUAAUUAGUGUCUCCUGACAAAAAAUCUCAUACUGCUGUGAUAGUGAAAUAUAAUAUCUACGGAAAUUUUUAUGUGGAAAUUGUGAAAACGGGGCUGUGUCUUUAGCUGCCAGGCUGAAACUUAUCCCCUCACAUUGAUUGUGACUGAUUGUUAGAAAUCAGCAGGAUGAGAUUUUUACCAGUGCAGCAUAUGGAGGACAAGAUGAUCAAAGACUUCUUUGUCCACAGGGGGCGCCAAAAUAGGUACAAACCGAAAGCUCCUCUCAGGAGCUUCAGAUGUUUGUGAUUGGAUUUUAUUUUUUCCUGCGGGGGUUUCGCCUGUACUUGAGACAGUAGAGCUAGUGACAGAGCAGGAAUUGACUCUCAAAUAAAUGUUUUUUUCAAGUCUUACAGAAUUUGUCUCUCAAAAUAACAUCCUUGUUUUUAUUCGUUACCAAGAAAAAAAGACUAGGCCCACUGUACAAUCUGUGAUAAAAACAAAUAAACACUCAAGUCCAGUUGUCUCACUAUCACAGUUAUGUGGUUAGAAAAUAUUUGUUGUGACUGACACAGAAUUCUUGUUUUUUUUGCAUCUACCUUCAGAGACUUUUAAUGUCCUGCAGUAAAAACAAAGUAUUUAUUUGUCUCCCAAACAUCAAGAAUUAAGACCAGUUUUAAAAAGCAGAUAGAAACAAACACUGUGUGAGUGAGCUCAUUCUGUCACUCUCAACAGAAGUGUAACACUGCCAAGUUGUAGCAAUGAAAACAAAUCAAGACGUUGUUCUUCUCAUUUCAUAAUUUCUCUGUAACUGUCUUUUAUGUAAUGACCAUACCAUCCAGGCAUUGUUGCUGUUGUUGUUGCAACUGACUCUUCACUGAGACUUCCUUUUCAUUUUAUGUGAGAAUCUGUUUACAUCCUAGCUUAGGUUUUAUCACGGUGUACAAAAGGGUACUUGAUUGAGGAGUACAUGAUUUUUAAGGUGGUGUCACCAACCAUCCCAUGAGCUAUUUAACUCUGCCUGACAGCCACUUACUCUUGUGAAAGGUUAAAGGUUAAGAUCCAAGUCAUGUGAGAUUGAAGAUGCUAAGCACAACAUGCAGAAAUAACAGCAAAACUCAAGUCAUCUGGAUCACAGCUUGAAGCUAGUCCAUCAAUCAAUUACUACAACAUAUUCCCCUUUCUAGGGCUCUUCAGACCACUUCUCUCAGAUCACUUAUAUUACAGUCCAUAACAAUAAUCUCAGAUUAGUUGAUCUUAAAGUAUCUAGUUCAAAAAGUAGUUGAAGGCGUACAGACACAGUGGUCAUGCUACCCCUGCAUGAAUCCGUGCCACUGCUGGGCCAACCCUGUUGAAAAAAAUUUGGACACAUCUCUGUCCAUCACCAUGUAUCCAUUUCAUGCCCCAAGUGGUGGUAGAUUUACACCCCUGUUGACCCAGAUUCUGUAUCACAGUUCAAGUAACGAGCCCAUCUAUCAGUGUGGGUAGUAGGUCAGUGUGUCAAAAAGAUGAAUCGAAAGCCGGAAAUGACUUUCACUCAGAAUUGUCUCACGUGGUGCUUAAGGAGGUACAAAGGUUGGUUUGACUGUUAAGAAUGAAACAGCCAUUUUGUAACUAUUGAAACAAGUAUUGUUUCCAGGCAUUGUAAAAUGUGAAGGGUGGAGGUGUUUCCAUCCACUGUGCUUCAGCUCUCUGCAAUAAAACAUCAAACAUGUAAUAACUGAUUCACUCUAAUACAAAGAAAAUAUCAUACCGGGAUGUCUGUGUUUGAGCCACAGCGAGGAAUGGCAGCUAAGUCUUGAUUCAAAUUCUCCUACGAAAGCAGCGUAUUGAAUUUCACUCUCUGAUUUGUUUUGUUCAAAGAUUUGGGAUUAUGUUAUUGAUUGACAUUAUGGGCCACUCAAAGUCAAUCCCUCGUAGUAGGCUGUAUUGGGACAGAGGAAAUAGUGCUUAGAAAGUGAAUCUUGUUCCACUUCAAAGGGGCAACGUAAGCUGUGAUUCAUAAAAUAGCUCUAUUGAUAGUAAGUACUAAAAAAAAAUAUCUGCUCUUGCCAUCCUGACGAUUUUUAGUAAUCAGUGUUUUGGUGUCGAACUAUUUUCUUUCUGCGGCGUAGUCAUACUUGCACACAUGCAAUCGAAUAUGCAGAGGGUGAAGCGAUUUUUGUCACGUGGACCAAUAGGAGCCGAGUCUCGUUGCCAUAGUAUCAGAAAUACACAAACAUGGCGAUGAGCGCAUCUAGCAGCGAGACAAGCGAUGAGGAAGAAAAGAACAGGAAAAAAAGAAAACAGCCUUCAAAAGUGCAUAAAAAAGGAACGAAACGAUGCUAUAUGCAUCUAUCAUCUGUCCAGAGUGAAGAUGUUCUCGACUUUGCAAGGACACGUUGGGAAACUUAUAGAACUAGUAUUAGAAAGUGGCUUUCUCUACAGGGUGAGACAAAGGACCUUGCAGAAACUUAUAAACAUUGCGAUGAUAUUGACUUUGACAAUGUUCCUGAUGAUGCUGGGUUUCACAUGACAUGCUACCAGCAAUUUAUUUGCAAAAGGCGUUUGAGAAACAAGAACGUGAUUCAGCUGCGGGUCAGUCAAACCCUUCAGCCAGCAUCGCAGAUGCAUCCACGUCCACGGCAUCUGAAACUCCGCGAAUGAAACUUUGCUUGAGGUCAUGGGCUGUAUUGGGACAAAGGAAAAAGAGCAGAGAAAGUGAAUUUCGUUCAACUACGCUGGUGCUACUUGUUCAAUGCAUUUUUGCAUAGACCAUACCAUUCUGGACUUUGGGUUAAAAAAUCUACUCAGACUAUCUGUCAGACUUUUGUCACCAGCCAGAAAUGUACAUAUAUGUGAGUAACCCAACAAACAAUUAUAUGGUGCUGCUGUUUUUGCUUGUAGAAACUGCGAUGUUGAGUCUGGCAAGACAAAACCUUUCUCAAAUGUCAUAAAUACAUAUACCUAACAUCUGAAACAGUUAUUGGUGCCUUAUUAUAUGCAUAACUGAAUUCAGUUUAUGAAAUGUAGCAAAUUUCUUGAAGAAAACGUCUCAACUCAAGUGAUUUGCACCCAGCACAAUGAAAUACACUGUAAGUUUAGCUAAAGGCUUAUGUUUCAUACAUAAAAAUGACACAACCUACUGUGUAAUAAAAGCUCUAUUGCAGAAAGGUCUGGAGACUGAGGGGGCCAACCCAUCUUUUGAAGAACACAUUCCUCUUCUUUUUUGUCUAGGUAAUCCUGACAGAGUUUCGCAGAAUGCUUAGGGUCACUGUCUUGCUGCAAAACUCAUGAGCCACAAGUCUGAGUCCAGCUGGAACAGCAUGGUGCUGGAGGAUGGAGUGGUACUGUUCCUUCUUCAUGAUACCCUUUACUUCAAACAAAUCUCCCACUCCAUCACCUGCAAAACAUCCCCAUACCAUGGAACUACCACCUCCAUGCUGAAUUGUGGGUGUAACACACAAUGCUUUCAGACGUUCACCAGUUUGUCUGCGGACAUUGACUCUGCGUAUUAAACCAAAUAGUGCAAGCUUGUUUCCAGUCAUCAUAAGUCCAAUUUUUGUGAGCUUUUGCCACCUCACAUCUCUUUUACUUAUCCUGUGGACGAAGUAGUGUUUUUUUUUUUUUUUUGCAGAUACACAACCCUUCAGACCAGCCUUUCUCAAACGUCUUUUCACAGUUGUCAGAGAUAUGGGUUUCAAUUGAUUUCGUCCCUUAUUUGUGGUGCUGUCUUUCGCCGAUCUCUCUUACUGGUGACAAUGCUAUGUUUAUCCUCUGCUUUUGCAGUAACUCUCUUUCGUCCAGGCCUUUUUCAAUCAUCAUAACUUCCAGGUUCCUCUUGUCUCUUCAGAGUGUAGUGGACUCCUUUGUUAGACACCAUUAGGUGUUUUGCAAUUUCUCUUUCUGUGUAUCCUUCUUUCUAGCCAUUUCUGCGGUAGUUUGAUGUUGUUGAGAUUUAUUAGGGUUUUUGUAUGCAGACUCUUAAAAGUUCAAGUGAAUUAUCCAAUUGUGAUUUUUUUUUUUUUUUGCUUUUGCACUGAAGUUGUGACUCUUGCAAAUGUUUUCAACCCUAAAACUAAGCCCUUAUUAUCUUUGCUGACAUUUAGCAAUGGUCUGUUAACAUCAAUGUAUAUCUAAAGGUAAAUGGAGUAAAAUGGUGCAUUUCCAUGAAAGCAACAUUUGAUCAUGGAUUGAAUACAUCCCAAAAUACAUGCAACUCAUGCUGGACUUUAAUAAAAGCAUUGUGAACAAAAAGUUGAAGUUACUCCCAACUGUUCGGCCUGUAAUGGCCUUGCUUCCAAACUUUUGGCCUGUAGUUGUAUAUCUUUAUUUGACUGGCAAUCAUAGCAUUUUCUAAACUUAUACUUUACAUGUCAGAAUCAUAGACUGUAUAUAAGAUGGACAACCUGGUUCCGCCUUCCGCCUGUAUACGGAUUUUAAGCCAAAAAGCUCUCGGUAAUUCCGGGUUUUUCUCCACUUCCUUGAAACCAGAGCUGCGCAGUCGCCGAGAGUCCCUGUGAUGAUGCUCGGCUCAAACAGCGUAUCCCCCCGGGAGAGCUACGCAAUCCCUGAACGCCCAUAGGCUGUACCAGGUGUCAAUCAUAGAAAACAUGCACCCCCUAAUAACUCUUAAAAACUGAGCUGUACAGAAAAAAAAGGACUUGGGCACAAACCAGUCUUACAAUAACUACAUGUCAACAUCACAAGCAGGGGGGAGAAAAAAUUAUGUUCUGUGUAAUAAAUUUUUAAAGUUUGUCCACAGUCCCAUGAGCUUUGCUGGCGGAGGUGGGAUUUAUGACCUGUACUGCAGCCCACCAUCAGAGGGUGCUGUUCUCGGAGUGGCUUCACCUAGCGAGGAGGCAGACUCUGUCCAUCUUAUAUACAGUCUAUGGUCAGAAUCCAUCGAUAAGGUUCUGUCUCCUCUGUCUCUCCUAGUUAUUGUUCUCCGGGCAUCGGGUCCUCACGUUGCACUGGCACAGCCAACGGCACUCCAUUGGCCAGUGCAACAUUGUGCAAAACUUUAUUGGCUCAAAUGAUGUCCAACACCCUUCAGGAGUGUACAACAACUUUCCCACUGCUGGGCCAAGACAGAGACACCUGCCUUUUAGGGGUCAAAUGCAGCACCCCACAGUGCCGCAUGUGCGACGUGCGUGUGUGCGCAAUGUUAAAACGGUGCUCCUGCUCUGUGGCAGUGUUUCUGGGCAGAGUAAUCAAAUAGGCCUAUUCACUAAAGACAUGACAAAUUUAUUUUAUUUUAUUUACAUCUUAAUCUUUAAUUAAAUCUGGCUGAUUGCGCUUAGUGACAGGUUUAAGGUUUGUUAAUCAAUUAUUUUGAGACAGACAUUUGCUGCACUGCAAAUCUGCACUUACUCAAACUUGCGUACACGAUGUCAGACCUGUCGUGAGAUUUGGUCGUAGGGUAUGCUCACGUUCAGAUUGAUAAAUGCCGAUCCUCACGUCGCAAUUUACAUAUGCAAGGUUUACUUUUAAGUUUUCUGCCGUACGCAAGCUUGAUAAAUGAGGGCCUUUGUCUUGAGACCAGGAGUUUCAAACAUUGAAAAUAACCAGAUAGAAAUAUAAGGUCUGUAGGAGGGUGGUCUCAUUUGCUUUGGUAGGUCAUAUAGAGGCUUGAGCGUGAAUUACAGCCUGUUUGGUAACCAGCUAAGAACUCCUCAGCAGCUUUAAUGCAAAGUUAUGUUUAACCUACAGAGAUGAGAGUGGUGGUGGGUUACUCAUUCUUUAAAAAAAGGGAAAUUUUUAAAUUCCCAAAUUCCAAGCCAAUUUCCAUUUAAAUGAAAUAAGAGAGAGAUAAAUUUGAUUUUUACAAAAGUUAACUCGAUUACUUUGGUGUCAUUAUUGAAAGGGAACUGAGGAUCUUAUUUGUCAAUAGAUUCCUAACAUUAUUCUGAUGGUAACUGUCAAUUUGAACAGCCAUAAUUGUCCCUUGUAGCUGCAAUUCUCCACAUAAUUGGAAAAUGAAGUUGCUGUAAAAUGAGCCAAGAAUUGGAACAAGAAAAAUUUCUGCUGCAUUCUUUUUGAUCUUCAGACUUGAAACGAAGGCUGUCCCUUUCGUCCCAUUCAUCCCUCUCCAAUUCAGAUUUAUGAUGUAUUUUCUGUACAUUUUCUCUGACGUGUCUUCCCGAGGGCCUUGAGCAAUGAGUCCUUCAUUAAUAUUUCUGGCUGUACUGCUAGCUCACGUGUUGAGUGCACACACUCCCUGUUGUGCGUCUCAUGUGGCUGCCUUGGAGCCUGUCUCUAAGGAUGGAUUGCCAGGGUGCCAGCACAACACAAAACUAUUAAAAUAUUUAAACAUCAGAUCAUUACUAUGUUUGCCAUGUAAUUACACAUGCUCAUUUCAUAUUCCUCUCAAAGUGACUGUACGUGUCGAUGCAUGAACAUGGAUACAUUUAUGUUCUUUUUGGGAGUAAACAAGCAUUUGUGUCCACAUCACCUGUGCUCUUGCGUGUGUAUGUGCAGCACUUGGUGUGUUUUUGCAUGUUUAGUCUCUGAUUUCUAACUAUGUCCAUAACCCUUUGUAUUUGUGUGUCUGUGUGUGCGUCCGGCGCGUGCAUGUGCACACAGCUGCUGUCUCUUGGCCUUGGUCUGGAAACACCCUCAUUUUUCUCUCCUCUGUGCAGAACAGAUCAAUACAAAUACAGUGGAAAUGGAAUACAUUACUUUACGCAUAUUGCCUUGUUACAGUGAAAAGAGAAAAUUGGUGUUCCAGACUGCUUCACUAUUACAUAACAGGCUUCAACCCAUCAUGUUGGUCCAGAGGGUAAAACACACAAAUUAUUGGGGAUUUCACUUUUGUACAAGAAAUAGUUCCUGAGGACUUUUUUUUAACAGGUUUGGUAAGUAUACUGUGAGACAAUAAAAAAAAAGAUCUGAGAGUAUAGAUUAAUGCUACUCUGUUAGUCGUGCAUUAACUGAAAACUAUGCCUCACAACUCUUCUCCAGCGCAUCUUUAUUCUCCAGAGGUGUAGCACUCAUCAUACGUGAAGUAUAUGGAGUAAUAACAUUAUGAACCAACAUUCGAAUGUUGGUGCAGGGUGUUUGAAUGUUUUUUCUAUAAUUGAAUUUCUACAACACUUUCAAACUAAAUGAACUCUGAUACUGAAUUUGCAUUAGUUUUUCUAGAGCGUGUGUGUUUCUCUGCAGCAUUCAAAUCAUGCUCAGCUGCUACCAUGUUGGCUGUGGAAACACUCAAAUCAACAAUAUAACACCGUCCACGCAAUCUCACACCCGACACAAGGCAAGAUGGAUUCAUGCCGUUUGCGUGAAACUCAUGUUCCACCACCAGCAUGUGAACACAGACACUGAGAUUAGUCUGACUGUAAGUGUUUCCUCACUCCUCACUUGUCUGACUCUCCGGAGCAUGUGAGCAUGAUUUAAUAGUGCAGUAAACUCACAGAUGUGUACCUUUUCAUAAAAAUUGGCAAUUGAGCAGAGGAAGAGCACAAAUGAUGUUCUAUCACUCAAGGCUUUAGUGCCAGAGCUCACUGUCUAUGGAUGCCAUGCCAUAAAGAGCCUUGAACUUUGAUCCUUUUGCUGAGGAAGCUUCCUGGUUUAAGUGGUUCUACUCUGAAGUUUCUUGAAUGGAAAUGGUGAGCUCUGUCAGGGCUGAAAAAGAGGGUUUGUCCUUUAUUUAUUCAGUGUCUACAUUUGCAGUAAGGCACCGAUUUUUUUUUCUUUUUUUUACCUUCCCAAACACUGUGUUACAUUAACUAGUCAACAUAGCAGCACAAAGAAAAAGUAGGACCUGGUAAAUGCUGUCAAAUGUGCUGGACAAAAACAGCCGGUACUACUGCACCCAUACUGUUGGGAAAGAGUCAAAAAUCACCUGGGACUUGUUGAAAUCAAGGUCCCAGAGUCUGGUGUCUGGAAUCCAAGGUGCUUGAAGUCCAGUGUGAAGUUUCCACAGUCUGUGAUAAUUUGGGAUGCCAUGUCAACUGCUGUUGUUGGUCCACUGUGUUUUAUCAAGUCCAGAGUCAACUAGUAAAUUUUACAGUAAGUCAUUCUUCCAUCUGCUGAGAAGCUUUAUGGAGAUACAGAUUUCUUUUUCCAGUAGGACCUGGCACCUGAACUUUUUCUUUGUUUUGCUUUCAGCUGCACCUGUAUGUGGCUUGCAGUUUUUGUUUUUUGGUGUGGCCCCUCUUUAAAAAAGAAAUGAUGGCACAGCUUCUCUACAGUGCUGUGACAAAGUCUGUAUGUGAAAAGUGUUUAAGGAGAUACAACAAUACACAAGGGUGCCAAAUUCUGGAGGGUAUUAGUGUUAGCCCCAGAAUUUUUAAAUAUUAUGAUAAACAUUAGUUUUCUUGAAGCUUUUUACCUCUGCUAUCAUCCCUCCACCCUGCUCUGCUCAAACUCACUCUGUCUUUCAUAGAUUGCACUAUUAAAGAUACUUCUUACAUAAAAUACCAACAUGACUUCAACAACACCUUUCUUGUCCUCUACCCAAGUUAUCCUCGUACUUUUCAAUGUCCUCAUGAGACUCUACACAGGAGCUCAAUCCUGACCCACUUUACCCAAAUCUCUGUUUUCAAAGAAGUCUCUCGCUACACCUUGCCGAGCUGUUAUUUGAUCAUAAUCCACCUUUUUAAGAAAGGAUUAUUUAAUAACAGUGGUACUUAAUAUCAUGCUGCUUGGAUGGUGAAUGCUUGAACACCUUUCCAAAAGAAAACACUGAAAUGCUUUGUUUGAUAGAUUGGGUUGUAUGGGAUUGAAUUAUUAAUUUCCUUGAGAAGUUUUCAUAAAUCAUAGCUUGUCCUAGAAAACAACCUUAGGAUAUUAAAUUGAUUUUGUUUUUUCAUUGCUACUCUCCUAGAAUUUUGUAAGCCUGAAUCUUCCUCUAUAAUUGUUUAUUUCCUGUAGUAAGAGUUUUAAAAGAUUAACCCACUUUAAACUUAUUGGUUAAUCCCUGUUUAUGAUUGAAUUCACUCUUUCAUUUGUUGUGCAACAGUGUUUGUUUCCUUACACUUAUGAUCAAUGGUCUUCAGUUAUAAAUUCAUCAUCUUCAGGAAUAAUAAUUUGCCUUCCCUGAACUGGUGUGCCCUUAUGUUUGAACUGGUCUGUUGUUUUUUCUGUUAGGCCUCGACAGACAAGGACACUGAGUGCAGGAACCCCCAGGAGGGCGCUGAACAUAAAAUCACCUCACCAGACAUCAACAAUCAAAUUACAUUCAUAGUUGCCUGGAUUUCAGUCUGUAGGCCACCAUAAUUAAUUAAUCAGGAGUAGAGAAGCAGCGGAACCCAAUGACCUUAUCUGCAUGAUUCUUUAUUUAUUGUUGCAGACACUUAGUUUGCCAGUUAAAGAAGCUGGCUGGAACAAUCUCUCUAUUGUUCUUAUAAAUACUUAGAGAGUUGUGGUAAAACUUUCAUACAACACUUUCUUCUGUCACAUUCAUAUGCACCUGUAAUUAUUUUCACCUGUCCUCCUCUUCAACUCCUCAGGAGAUCCAGCAGCAACAGCAGGCAGCGAAGGAACCAUAUGGACUGAAUCUGGCUGAGUUUCCUGCCAAAGAGGACUUGCACAUAUAUGAAAGGUGAUGGUCACACACACACACACGUGCAUAAGUGCAUUAUAUGUUGAUGCAGUCAUAUAUGUAAUGAUGAUGGAAGAUGCUUCAUGUCCUGCAGAGUUAAAUGAGAGAAUCACCGACAAGAUUGGUUAUUUUUCUAAGUUUUCACCCUGUCAGGAUUCACCCUGAAGUGUUCAUGUUAAGAACUAUUCUUUUCAGGAUUUCAUGUUGCUAUCAUGAAAAAAACGACAAUCUUUAGCCCAGUGGUUCUUAACCCUGUUUGAGGUACCGAACCCACCAGUUUCAUAUGCACAUUCACCGAACCCUUCUUUAGUGAUAAAUCAAAUAUGAUUUUUUUCCAAAUUCAAGACAUAGGUAUAUGUUUUUUUACUGGUACACAAAAUGAACCGUGCAUGAACAUCACCUUGAUCAAAGAACAAAACCAACACAGUGCAUGAACUCACAACAAACUACAUACCUGCAAAUCAGUGUGACUUCUGCUGUUGUUUUUGAGAGACCAGUUCAGAUAUGCGUGGCUUCACCUUGGCAAGUGCUACUCUCAUGUCAUUUUCACAGCAAAGUCUGUUCCUUUUCUUUGUUUUUAUGUCCAGCCUCCUCGAAAAGGAUUGUUUGCAGAGAUUUGUUGUAACAAAUGGUAUAAAAAAUUCCAGGGCUUUCUUAGCAAUAACUUGGUACUUUUCCAACUGAAAAAUCGUUUAUAUCAGCAGAAGACGUCGGAUAUAAACAAUUUCUGCCUACUUUGCAGAGUCAACUGCAGAAUUAACGGCGUUCUGAAUGAACGGGGCUUUGAACGUCACCACUACACAUGGACCAAUCAGGGGCUGCCUUUCCCUGUUGUCCGGGUAACAGUGGAAACACGGUCUCUGAUUGGCCCGGUUAUUUUCUGAUCGGGAAUACACGCUCUCUAUGGGCCGAAGUCCAGACUGUGGUGGGAAGGAACAUCAAGUAAUUCACGCAACAGGAUGGCCCAGCCAGGCUACCGUGGCGGAGGCUCCACCGAACCCCUGAGACCGACUCACCGAACCCCUAGGGUUCGAUAGAACCCCGGUUAAGAACCACUGCUUUAGCCUAUUUGAUGUUGAAAAUCUGAACUUAAUCUGUUUCUUAAUCAGGUUAUUUCGAGAAAUUAGAGUUGUUCUGAUUCUGAUACCAGUGUCAGUAAUUGCUUAGUAAUUGCCGUUACUGCCGAAAAUGCAAGCAUCGGUAUCGGCAAGUACAGGAGUCCAGGCACGAUCCAAUACCACGUAAUUCAUUAAAUUAGUAAUGUAUUUAUUGGUUAGCCCUGUUUUUUAUUCUGUUCUAUUUAAAAAUAAAUGGCUUAAAUUUGCUGUAUUUAUUUGUGUUUUACAAAGAGUUUAACCUGAGACAGACCUUACCACAAUGAUAAUCAUAUCACAGUCAUGAAGGCCUGGUGUGAUAUUUUUUUUAUAACAUACUGUAUCGGAUCGGUACUUGGUAUCGGCCGAUACCCACAGCACAAGUAUCAGAAUCGGUAUGGGGAGGGAAAAAUUGUUAUCGAAAUAUCUCUACUGACAAAGCUAGUAGGCUAUGUUGAAAGAGAGCCAGCUCCAUGAUACUGAAAUCUCUGACUUAGAUAUAAACCGACCUGAUUUUUGCGUCAGAUCUUAGUCCUUAAUCCAUUUAAACCAGGACAGCAUGUACGCAUUUCAACCUUCCAAGCCGGGAGCGUGGCUGUGCAUUUCUACCCUCAAGCCGGGACCGCGGAUAUGUCAUUUUGUAACAUUUGGUAGUUUUUUAAUCAUUUCUGGAGUCGUGGCGAAUCAAAUCAUCAUACCUGUCUGCCUCUGAUAGGCUAAUAAAGCUAAAUAAAGCGGAUUCAUACGCAGAUCUUGCUGCGUGCUUCGUGAGAAAAGUAAUUAAUGAUGGAGGCACAAAGCAGCUUCAUAUAUGAAGCAUCCAGCAGUGUGAACAACCUCUUCAUAUUGAGUGCUUUGGAUCACACUAUCGGCGAUUUCUGUGAGUGUUGCAUGACUUUGGAUGAGCACAGAGAUGAACACACUGUCAGACACUUAUUUAUUUAUUUAUUCAUUUAUUUAUUUAUUUAUUAGUUUUUAGUGCUGCUUUUGUACUGGCAGUAUACUAGGGCAGCUGCAUACGCUUUCAACACUUUAUUUUUUAUAUUUACAUUUGUAUUGAUGGACACUUUAUUAUGACUGCCACUUGUUUUACAGAAAGCAAAUUGUUUUUUUAUUCUCCAGUGCAGAGCCUGUUUGUACAGCUGCUUUAUUUCAUUUGAGUUUUUUUGUUCAAGGUUUUCAAUAAUGUGAUGAGGGUUUGGAAAAAUAAAAAACAGUCAUCUUGAAAGCCAUGUGUGUAAGCUCUCAAAUACUUUUUGAAUUUUGUUUCUAUCUGCAACAGAGGCCGAGAUAUCAGUUUGUUUUGUAAACCUCAACACUUCAGAAAACCUCAGGAUCUGGGAGCACUUCUCAAAAUUGCCCUCAGGAUUUCAGAGGCGUGUCUCAGACAGGGUUCAGGUCUUAAUGUGUUAAUACACCCUAAACUUGAAUUAAGAGGCCUUUUUUACAUUCAUACUGCAUUUACCAGACACUACUGACAGUACUGUGUUGGAUGUGACUGUAGUGACUUCACCUGCAGCAAAGUGCACAGUGAUUCAAGAUUUAUUCGCAGGGAGAAGUUUUCCCAUCCCGAGAAACUCUUGCAGGCGUACACAUAAACAAAGCUGAUUGAGGGGGAAUAUAAGUCAAGGAAAGUGCUGAUCACAAAGCCAAAAAUACUGCACUUCACAAGCUUGUAUUGAAUUGUGGAGAUGGUGUUUUUGAAGAAUUGUUGCUCUUUAGUGCAGUGGAGUGUCCACAGUGCUCUGCGGUACCCCACUGAAUAUUAGGGGCCUUUCUCACCCAAAACCCGCUUAGAAGGUCCGGAUCAGGGACCAAAUGUUUACAUUGUUGCAUUUUGUAUUUGGUCCGCUUAGCGUUCACAUGGGACUUUUGCUAAACGAACCAAAUGGGUAAAAAAAGAGGGAAAAUUACUGUCUGUCGCCUGCUUAUUUGGGACACAAUCUUCAUUGUCCCACAGCGCACAGAAAGUAGCCAACCAGAGAAAACAAUAGGCAUCUUGCUUCACGUACUUCACCAAAGAGAUGUUGUGCGAGGAGAUGCCGGAAAGGAAUGCCUUUAACACAUUGUCAGCAUGUUUGUUGAACAGAAGAACACCCAGGUAUUUAAUGUCACCCAACUGUCACCCAACUAUUGUAUUAGAACACAAACCCUCUGCCAUUUGUCCAGUUUUACGGACCCUCUGGUGUUUUGACUGGCUGUUCUUUGUCUGCUGCAACCUCCGGCCAGGCAUAAUUUCCCGGCUUUAUGGCAGUGUAAAUGUGUUAUUAGUUUAAAUUGACAUAUAAAAAGUCUGGCUGCAUCAGCGCUGUGUUCACACCCACCGCGGACCAUGGUUCGUCUGAAAGGGGACCGAGCUCAGAGUUUUCAAGUUGUUUGAUCUGGACCAUGGUUCGCUUGCGCGUUUAUACCACCCGGACCAAAGGAGUAAGGGGACCAUGGUCCUUUUAGAACAAACCAAACAGUCCUGGUAUGAAUGCGCCCUUAGUAAGCAGUAAGAAUUUUAUACAGUCUUAAUUUGAGUUUCUGGAUCCCCUAAAUCCUCUGCUUGUUUGUGCAUGGAAAUUCAUGGUGGAUGAAACCAAGUGUAUUAUGCUGGAGUUAAGCAGCAGUUGGUCAUACUGUAUUUGUUACAAAGAAGAAUAAUGAGGAGAUGUCAGAGGAGAAGGAACGUUCAGCUGCUGAAUCAGUGUAGGCAGAGGAUGAUAUAGAUAGAGGAUGAAUGUUGUAAAUGCAGGAAAUACAGAGGAACGAUUACAGGGUUUACGGUCUGUUUUGAAGCAUAUUUACAUUUUUUAGGAGGUGUAUAUCAAGCCAUGUUUGUAGGCUUCUGCAUAGAUACAAAGGAUGACAUGAACCAGGUAUGCUUCAGUGUCAAUUUAAGAAGGCCUAACAAAGAGACAGUCAUUCAUAAAGAGAAUUCUUGGUCAAUUUUUAUUAACGGCCAAUAUUUUUGCUUGGCCUUCAGCUCCUGGUGUACCGUGGGUUGAACAUGUUUUUAAUGGGUUUUUUUUAAUUUUUGGGUGCAUUUACAAAACAAAGGCCCACCAGUUGAACAGCAUAAAGCUGCUUUUGUGACUACCUCUUCCUAUUAAUCUGCUCCUGAGGAAAAUUACUGCAUUUCAUUGUUAUGCACUCAGUGCUCGGGACAGAGCGGAGAAGAACAAGCAGUCAGUGUCACCAGCCCCCUCGGGCUGAUAGGGAUCAUUUUGCAAAAAGGACAUUGUAAACUCUGGCCUGCUGUGUGCAUCACACGUCUGACCUCCCUGCUCUGUGUCUACCUCUCCCUCCAUCCACCUCUGAGAGUCAUUUACUCUCUGUUCUCCAGUCUGUCCUUUCUCCUCAUUUGCUCUUGAUGAUGCUGAUGAGUGAGGAAAACUUGUCUGGCUCUGAAACUGAACACAACUCUCUGUUCUGUGAAAGAAAACUGCAUGUUUGAGCAAGUGUGAUUCAUUUGGUUGAGUUUUAAAAGUUUUUUUUUCCCCACACUAAACUGUGUGUAAAACUUGGUGUAUUCAUGGACUCAUAGAGAACUCAUUCACUGUUAUAUAAGCAGAUAUAAUUUCUGAUUAUAUAAUUAUAAUCCAGGUAUAAUUCUGGAAAUUUGUUAUUAGUACUAACAAGUUGCUAUAGCUAUAGCAUGACUUUUGGUGCUGUAGGUGAAGUGAAAUAUAAACUAAAAAAAACAUUAAAGAAAUCAAUCAAUCAAUCUUAAUUUACAUAGUGACAAUUUGCAACAAGUGUUAACCCAAGAUGUAAGAAGAGAAGACAAAAGAAAAGCUGGUCUUGACCAUACAUCUGUUUGCACAGACACAGUAGAAAUGGGAUAACAUUGAGCCCCCUCUUGUAAGAUCAGACCCACUAUCAUCUCAUUUUAAACCACAUGAGUGAAACACUUUGCAGCAUUUAGCAAGUUAUAAUGGAGAGGACGAACUUCCUUUAACAGGCAGAAACCUUGAGCAGAACCAGACUCAUGUUAGACAGUGAUCUGCUGAGACUGCAUCAGGUUUAGAGAAGGGAGAGAGGAAGAUGAAGAGAAAUGAGAGUGAUAGAGUGAUGCAUGUAGUUGAAGCAGCUGGAAAGCAGGCAAGUCUACAGCAGAAAAAUGUCUGCAGCAGUGAUCCAGAGGAACUUAUGACAUAAUGGAGGAUGGAGAGGGAGGAACAGAUGUUCAACAUGUCAGUAGCCCUGACAGUCUAAAUCUAUAAAUACAAGGAUUUCAUUACAGUUGUGCUGAGUGGUUUAAACAUGAUACAUCGCUAAUUUACUCAUAACUUUGUUUAUUUGCCAUAACAAAGUGUAGCUGUAACUAUGUACAAAGGCACAGAUGGACUUGCUUAACUUAAGACAAAAAAAAGCUUUCAAAGGCCCAUAGUCUUAGAUACACUUUGUAAGAGUACAUAAAAAAAGGUAUUCUGAAACCAGGAAUUUAAACGUUGCUGUUGUUAGUUUUUCAUUGAGGUGUAAUUUAUGAUGAACCAUACCUUAAUAAAGUAUUAUGUCCACUGCUUAUAUACUGCUUAAACAUUACAAUUACUUUUUUUGAAUGCUUAUAAUCACUUAGAAGGAUUGGUAUAAAGCCUUAUAAAUAAUACUUGAUAGAUUUGCUUGUAGGGAGAUGUAAGUGUUGGGUUUAUACUAAACUUUUUAUUGUUAAGGGAAGAAUUAUUCUGUUGAGGGAAAAACAAAACAAAACAAAACAGGGAGUCUGAUAAUCACAACAACAACAAAUUAAGAUUCAAGGCAGACACCAGACUUUUUAAACAGAUCGCAGUGUUUUUCAAAAGUGCCCUGUCUUUCUGCUGCUCUUCUUUGAUAUAUAGAGGCACUGAAGGAAAUUAGGAAAAACGUCACCUAUGUGGAAAUAAUGUAAAGAGUACAACAUGUCUAUAUUCAAGCCUCUGGAUGAAUCAGAUCAGAUUUUGUGAUGGCGAUUUGAACUAGACAAGUCACAACAGUCCUCAAGGUUCAAGACAGACUCAUGAAUCUGUCUUAGACUUUUCUUUCUAGCUUUCAUAAGAAUUAAAAAAAAUCUUUUUGAAGAAUGACAAACUACAUGCAAAAUUGUUACACUGAAAAAACUAUCUGUCCAUGUAGAUUCUCAUUCAUCCAGGUCAUGGUUUUCUUUAAGACUUAAAAAACAGGCAACUGGACUGUGUAGAGUUGAGAAGAAAAGACGAAAAAACUAUCUUUGUUUCUAAUGAGACUUCUUAUUUUCCUUUUUUUAACCUUCAGUGUGUGACUUGUGUGCAACUGAAGCAGGAUGAUCAACUUAAAAUUAAACAGAUUGUAUUGAAGAAUGCUGCUCAUAUGCUCCUGCUGUGACUGCACAUAAAGGGAGUGAAGCUGUGCUCAUUAUUGAGGCUCCAAAAGAUGUUUGCUGCAGCAGGAGCUGUGCUAAUCAAUGCAUUAAUAUUAAAAAUCAGAAGCAGGAGCCAGAGGGGAGCUUUCAGCUGUUGAAUGUUAUUGUGUCUUUGAGAAAAAUACUCCGCAGGGAAAUAUAAGAUUUGAUUAUGUUAUUUUGUGCAUAUUGGAGAUCUCUACAUACAUAUUUGUACCAUCUCUGCAUCUAAGUGUUAAAAUUUUGAAAACAUGGUUCAGAAAUUUGAUAGUCUCUUUUGGGAAAUAGCUUCUUGGGUAGUUAAUCUUUGACUAAUGGCCUCUUUUAUGGUUAGGAAGCAUGCUGCACGUACGAAUGAGCCAAAUGUGUGCUUUUAAUGUUGACUGGCUGGUUCAGAGUGUUUUUCAUGUUGAUUGUUUUCUUUUUUCUGCAGAUUUGCACAUCUGGGCCAGAGCCAGCACAGGGUGGAGAGAACUGAACACAUCAACUUGGCAAACAUCAUCUGUUUGUGAGUCAAACAUGUGACAUAUUAACCUCAAAACACGCAUACAGACCAAAGAGGAUACUGGAGGCACUCACUUCCACGUAAUGUUCAGUGCUACAUUGGGAUAUUAGUCUGUAACUUUAAUUUGACCCUUUUGAAAACCUCUCAAUAUUUCCAGCAGCCUUGGGAAUAGAGAACACAGUGGCUUGCACUAAGUGGUCUCAAAGGAGGCUUCUAGCUGUGUACUGUUUAAUCUUCAUCUUUUAUAACCAAACACUCUGUCUUCACUUCUCGUCAUCCCUGCUAUUUCCCAAACAGUCCAGCCCUCUCCCUGACCCAGCAGGUCAGAGAUGGAGUAGUGUUGUCCACACACAGAUUCAGAAUUCAACCACACGUGGGUUGGCAAUGUGCAGCAGCAGUGCAGCAUCACAAGCAAUCUUUCCUCUGUGUAUUGCUCUCUGUCUUUCUCUCAAACUCCCUCAUCCAAAGACAUGCACUCACAAAUGGCCUCUAGGUGAUAAAAGCAUCUGGCAUUGAAGGAAAACAACAUUCAUUUUGAAGUCCAAGAUCAAAAAACUUACAUCAGAUUCAACAUUGAAAAAAAAAUAGUUUUUUUUUUCUUCUGCAUUUGUCCAUGCAAUAAGUAUGACAACAUUAUAAAUAUGAAUAUUGUUAUACCGGGAAGGAAAAAAAGGGACAUUCUAGAAAGCCUAGAGCCUUAAAUUUAAACUACAGGGGUUUUCUGUCUAAAGAGAAGAAGGAAAAAACAAACAAACAAACAGUGAAACCAGUACAUCUCUGGCAUUUAACAUCAUGCAUACAAAAGGCAUCUGGCAGUUUAGGUGGGAAUAGUUUCUUCGAACACUGCUGUGUUUGUCCUUUCUCACUUCUACCCCAAAAACCAAUCAAAAUAAAUAGGCGGCGGUACUUCCAUUGUCAUAUUUAUGAACAGCAAUGACAAAGGAGAAAUUUCUCUCAGAUUAUCUAAUACACCUAGUCCUUAUUUUUUCAGUUCAUAUCGUACAUUGUCUGUAUGAAUUUUAAAUUGUUUGUUUUUUUAUCUAAUCUUUUAAGUUUUUCUCUUUUCUGUAAGAAAAAAAUUAUCAGUAAAAUUCCAAACAAGAACUUGCAGAUGUGUAGAUUAUGACAAAACAAAGCAGCAAAAUGCUGUAGAGGCAGAGGGGAAAAACAAAGGUUUGAUUCUCAGGCUGUAAAAUUUCCUUCAGUUAUGACCUUGAAUUGUAGUUGUAUAUUUCAUAUGUGCAUUGAAUAUAAAUAGAAAAAUAUUCGAGAGAGGUGAAAAACAUAUCCAUGUUCCAUUGCUUAUCUUCCUCCUGUGAUACACUGAGCUGUCUUAAAGCAUCAAGGGAAAGAGAGUCCAGGUCCAGAGAAGCGUUUUGUUUGCACAAGAUUUGUCUGUUAAGCAGCAGGAGCAUAUGUUUGGAAGUUGCUCAUGGUCAAACAUUUUCUAAAGACCCAUGUGGAGCCCAAAGAUGAGUAUUCAAAGUAAGUUUGAAGGUCACUUGAAAUGGAAGGACUCAGAUCACUGGCAGAGUGAUACUGCGAGAUUGAAUCCUACGUGAGAAAAAGAAAAAAAAAACUGAAAUCAGUUUAGGCAGUUUAGGAUGUCAAAACGAGAUUAAAAGGGUUCUCUUGUUAUUAAGAAGUACAGAAAUACUAAUAUUAACUAAAUAUAUUAAAGCAACAAGCCCUUUUUCAUUCAUACCAUUGUCAUCCAGUAAUAAACAAUACAAAUAGGCUGAAGUAAAGUGAUUGAUCCUGUGAGGAUGUUCGAACAACAGUCGUUUGUUUGAGCGAAAUGAUAAAAUCAGCUAAUGCACUCACAAUGACAACCUAAUAAGUCAUGUUCAACAGGCACUUAGCAAACUGCUAUGUUUGAUACUGGAUUUCUCUAUCACAUGUUCUAAUGGAAUUACUGUAAUCAUACAGUAAGUGGAGAAGCAGGCUAAAACUGAUGCCAAUACCUUUUUGGGAGCUUCCUAAACCAAAGAGACCACAACUUAACACUUCUAUGAAUUGACAAAAAGCAAAAGUUUCUCACAGCAGUUCUAAGAGGGCUACAGAGUUAGCUAUAACCACGGACACAGCUCAAACUGUGAGGUUAAUGGAGCACUGACAGAAACAUAACCAUUUUUUUUUUUUUUUUUUUUUUACCAAUAACAUCAUGUCCAAGGGAAUCUUGGUGUGGAAGUAUUACUCAAAGCUGUGUAUUAAGCAAGUUAAUGUGGUACAGGUCUGACUGGCAUGUCAGUCAUUCCUAAUCUUCUUGAAAUGAUGCUGAUCCUUGACUUAGAGCAAUGUAGAUGAAGAUUAUGUAUGCAAGGUCUUAGAUUUGUUGUUUUUGUCUCCAACUCUUAUCUGAAGAGUUCCGUCAACAAAACAUGAUUAUAAGUGGCUCUCUUCAGACACGUGACACAAAAGAAAAUGUCAUGUCUGAGUGCAGGUGAAUAGUGAUUUUACCUGUGCUGAAUAAGAUAUGACAUUUUCCUUUUUGUCACACAAAGGUGGCAGAUACACAUGUUGUUGGCUUUGUAGAAAACCUUAGCCUGCAGGGAAGACCGACAUCUUUUCAUCUGUUUUCGGUUUGUGUCAUUGCUUUCUCAUCUAUUUUUUCACCUUUCUCCGCCCUGGUCAUUCAUUAACCCAUCCAUCCAUUGUUGGCAGGUCCACAGGGUCCAGCAGGUGUGUCUGUUGUUGUGCAACAGGGCUAUUCUAAGGGGCUGUUACACCACCAGGAAACGUGUUUCUAGUGUUAGAAGUCUGCCACCUCCUACUGUGCAGUUCCUCUUUUGACCCAUCAUGAAAAGGCAAAGAUGACUCAUAUGAUGGUGUUUAAAAUGACUAGGUUUUGAAUAAUGUGGUGGAUUCUUGUGCGGAAGUGUUAAUGAGGUGUAGUGAUAAGCUUUAGAGUCAAGAGUCAAAAUGUAUGAAGCAUAAUGACAGUCUGUCUAUGUAGAUUCUCAUUCAUCCAGGUCAUGGUCUUCUAGAAGACUCCAAAAUCAGGCAACUGGACUGUGUAAAUUGAAAAGAUGUUUCAGGUUAACGACCCUCAGGGGGGGACACCCAGGGAUGGGUUUCUACGACCCAUUCUUUCCAACUCCUCCCAGUUGUUGUCUGUCCCCUUCUCCAGUAAGAUAAAUAUCUGCUCCUCACACUUGCAAUAAUUAGAACUGAAGAAGCUUCUUGAAUAAGAGGCGAAACGUCUUCUCAACUCUACACAGUCCAGUUGCCUGAUUUUGGAGUCUUCAACAUAAUGACAUUCAAUCCUCUUAGGUGUGUGCUAUUGCUUCUCUGUUUUUGCAGAGAUUGAACGUAAAAUUGUAAUGGCCAUUAACUUUACAGCCAGUUACUUAAUCAAAAAAAUUAUAAAACAUUGAUUUUAUUAACUUCAUAAACUUUCAAUAAUUUUGAGGUUCAGAUUUAUUUUGUGGAUCGAAUUUGACAGCUCUGUCAGAUUUUUUUAGAAACAUUGACAUCUUUAACCACUAAAAUAUACUUCUUUCCAGUCAUUUAAUCAUUAUUUCUCAAAUUAUAGCUCCCCUGUUUUACUUAACAUUUCACUCUACUUGACAUGUCUCAGUUUAAAAUAGUAAUCCAUAAUAGUAGCCUGCAAAUGUCAGCUGUGUGUGAAGAGUCACAUGGAGUCAUCAGACCAAUCAGAAGUCAUCAGCGAACCCUGUGUUUAGCAAUCAGUUAUGAUGUAGCAUACUGCGAGUGGUUCAAGUGUGUCUCUUUGGUACAUACCAGAUCAAUAAUGUGAGGGCAGAUCAACUUUUCCUUCAAAAUCCAUUUUCACAUUAUGUUGUAUCAGUGUAGAGUGUAUUAUAGUGUGUAACCCAAGACGAGAAGAUACUGUGACCGUUCACUUGUUUUGUGCCCUUUAGUUCAGAGGUCCUGUCAUAGUUAUUAUAUUUUUUAGAUCUACACUGAAUAUGAGUAACUCAUUCAUCUUGAAGUAAUGGACCUUUAACUUGUAAUAAUAGCUGUGUUUUAAUCACUCAAUUCCUGUGCCAAAUCUUGGUGUAAUUUACAACUUUUCUCUCACAGGCUCAGAGGCUGUAAGCCAAUGCUCCAGGGCUCAGUAUAUCAACUCAAUGAUAAUAAAAGGUACUUUACUGGCCCAACCUGGGUGAGAAAGUGAUGAGGAAGGAAAUAAGAUAGUUAUUUGAUUAUGUAGCCUGAUAUGAAUCUGAAUAUUUCCAUCUUCAUUUUUACUUUACGACUUUUCCUGCGGAUUGUUUGUGUACAUUGUGUGCAUGACCGACUUUUGAUCUGAUUUUGACAAGGGCUGCAUGCCUAACAGUUUAGGGUUUCCUUUAUAUUUUUGUUUCAUGAUGUGCCAAAUGUUUUCAAUGUCAGGACUGCAAGUAGGCCAGUUUAGUAACCAAUCACUUAUCAGCCAUGCUGUUGUCAUGUUUGCAGAAUGUCGUUCGGCCUUGUCAAUGUCUUCUCCUUAAAAGGUAUCAUCACCCUAACGGCAGCAUGUGUUGCUCCAGAACCUUUGUAUUGUUCAUUAUAAUCAUGAUUUUAUGGAAGUGUUAGCCUUCCAUGUCAUGAUUUCUAAAAAGGAUAACCAAUUUUCAUUAGUCAGGCCUGAAGACAGUUUCUUACUUCACCUGAGUCCAUCGCACAUAGGAUAAGGCCCAAGUGAAGUCAUUGCAUUUUUGUAUGGUAGCAUUUAACAUGCAUCUAUGGAUGCAAUGGCAAAAUGUAUCCAUCUGCAAUGGUUUCUGGAUGGGAUUUUGAGCCACUAACUUCUACAGUCAUGUCUAUUUUUAAUGCAGGGCCUGAGGGCCCAAAGAUCACAGCCAUGCAGCAUGAGUUUUCAGCAUUUUCUGUUUUGCUUAUGGAUUUCUCCAGAUUCUUCAGGUUUGUCAGUUAUAUCAAUUACUUUAGAUGUUGAAAUUCUAUAUGCAUAUACAUAAUUGCUGCUUAGUGGAUGUUCCUCCAGGUAAUUUCUUUGCAUGGCACAAGGUUUCCAGUGUUUUUUGUCUAUUGUCCUACUGCCAAAACAGGUUGAGGAUAUAUUCCAUAACACAAUACAGUAUUCUGAUUCUUAAGUUUUUUUGAAGUUGUGUAUAAAUUUUUUUUGCCAAGUAUUUUUUCCCCUUUUUUUGUUUAAAAAUUUAAAAAAGAAGAAGAAAACAUAAAUUACUAACACUGUAGUAGCAUAUACAGUAUUUUUACCGGUACAAUCAUCAAAGUCCUUGUUUGUGACUAACAAUGUUUAAAAAAUAAGAUCUUUUCCUGGGCUCUUCCGGUGAAAUUUGACACAAAUCAAGAUUUUUUGCUGCGUUUUUAGUUGUUUUCAAUGCACUGAGUCUGUGAUUAUGUCGGUAAUCAUGGAGGUGUAUCUACAAUGCUGCCAUGUGACUGAGCAGCCUUCACUGGAAGCUCAGCUGCUGGACCAGCUGACUGAGUAAAUGACCUGAUAGACUCACAGUUUAUAAUCCACUCUCAAGAUGAUGAGACAUGCUUAUGGGUCUAGUUUCCUUGAAAAUAUGAGUAAUUCUGUUUCAAUAGGGCCCAUCUCUGCCAUCCUCGUGUUGAUUCUAUUAGCAGUUCUCUUAAUGACCAUCCACUUCAGCAGAUUUUCACCAGAGUCUGUUUAUUGGAUUAAAGCAUUAUUUUACAGAUAUGACUACAUUUUUUUCUCUCAUUUUCUUGUAUCCUCUAUGGUGAGCAACCACAUGAUUUAUCUAUACAGUCUGUUUCUAAUGCAUCCCUUAUUUGAACUCUUCUCCUCCUUUUUUCUUUCCCCCUCAGAGAACAAGUGUCCUGCUUUGAAGAGGACAGCAUCUACGCCGUUACCCCUCCACAGGUGGAUCAAGACAGCCAGGACGAGUUCGAGAGCCACGUGAUGACGGGUCAGGGUCAGGUGAGGGUGCUGUGCCGGGAGGACAUGUUGAUGUACAGGGAGUAUGUCAAAAACAGAUACAUGUGA
Messenger RNA from Xyrichtys novacula (pearly razorfish), 81388 nucleotides. The record is from the annotation of a GenBank genome assembly. Lineage: Eukaryota; Metazoa; Chordata; Actinopteri; Labriformes; Labridae.